CGCACUCUUGUCGGACGCAAGUGGUCGUUUCGCCGGCAGUUCUCUCGCGUCGAGUGGUCAUAGUGAAAAUACGAUAGACGGACGUUAAUAAGUGCAAUAACGGUUUCCCGAGUGUCGGCGAGUUGUUCGUCACCGAAGGAUGCCCUACGGCGUGUUAAAUGUCAAAAUGUUCGAACACCCGUGAAAAACAAACGGUAAAAAAACCAAAGACCAAAUCGUGCGAACCAGGUAUAAUGCUUAUACGUAUAGUGUCUUCUUCUCGUGCGUCUUUAUCCAAACGCAAGUUUUUAAAAUUACAUUGCAAACAUCAAUAUCGCACCUUAAUUUAUGUCCGCUUGCAACUUUAAGUUUUAAAAUCCCGGGUAAAAAAUUACAGCCUUAGGCGAUCUUUUUCGCCUUUAUCCUACGUGUGUGAUGUCAGUUACUGUUCUUGCUUUCCAAUGACCACUUUUCCGUCAACAUUUCGCUGUCUUCUCAUUAUAGCCUCAUAUCUGCCCUUAUCAAGCAAAUUAUUUCUUUCUCAGACUUUUCUCCCAGUUAAUCCCAACCGAACGUAUCAUAUCAACUCGCCUUUAUUAUUGACUAUUUCAUCGUUCGUCCUCUCAGUUCGCCCGUCUUACCAUACCAUUACUCAUUUGUUCUGUAACACCCGCUACUUGUAGAACAUGCCUGUUGUAUAGCAUAUUAUAUUACAUAAUACUAUCAAAUUUGGUCAGGUACACCAAACAUUCACCUUAGUAUUCUCAUUUCUGCUUCUUUGCCGAUUAUCGUUGGACUCACAAAAGUUAUAUACUCGUAAAACAUUUAUAUUAUCUUAAAGGACAUGUUUUUAUCACCCAACACGCCAACGUUUUUCUCCACUAAAUUUAGCCAAAAGUAAUUCAACUAACUAUACAGCCUACAUAAUUUCUAUAAAUUUUCUCAUAACGCUAAAUCUAUAAAUUGAACUGGUCGAUUUGAUUUAUAAUUUGACAGUGAACAAGAAAAAAAAAUAAUAACAAUAAUAAAUCUCGUUUAGAGCAAUAAAUUGAUAAAAAAAAAAAAACUCGCAAAUGAGUGAUCUCGUCACCGAACGAUUGUAUAAAAACGUAUGCUAAUGCGAACUGACAUCCGCUUUGCCUUUGCACCCUAUUGUUCGAUAAUAGGGUAACGCUUCGGAAUAACAACGUCUCCGAGCAACGGCGAGUUAUUUCUAAAGAGUUUUCACAAAGUUAAGCGAAACCUUUUGUGUACAACCGCGGCGACCGUGUCUAUAUUUUUUUCCCCGUCUUAUAUUUAUAUACUUCAGAUGCAAUCCAAUAGCGCUUUCAAAACCCGGCAGAAAAAUAAUGUACAAUCGCCGCGAUACUGCUCCUGCAGUUGGUCGCAAAACUACAAUCUAUAAAAACGUUAUCUCUAUGUAGUACUCGCCACCCGGACUUCUUUUCUGGAAAUCAAUUUCAAAUUAAAGUGAAAUGCACUCUUACGUAUUUUUUUUUUUAACCGAAUCACCAAAGAACACAGACCGCUUUUUUAGAAAACAAUAUAAAAUGAAUGCGUUCUUCAUAAACACUGCUGCAAUUAGCUUGAUUGGAUCUUAUUCGAGGUUUUUUGGUAUUUUCUCGUUAAUUGAUACAACGAUACUCCAAACCCAUAUAAUAUUUUUACAACAACGAUUGUAUAAAUAUAAUUUGCAAAAAAUAUAUUACUUAUUAUAUAAUACAUUUUGAUUAUAUAAUAUGUUUUUAUUAAAAUAAAAAAAAGAAUUGUAAAAAUACAUACUGUAAUCGAAAUUUCAUUCAUUUCAUAAUCAGACGAUUACAAAAUAAUAUUGCAAAUAAAAAUAUAAAUAUAAUUAGUGAGAAGAUAAUAUAAGGACUGAUCACAUGUAAUCCUAAAUAAUAGACGAGAGUUUCGUAAAAGUAAUAAAAGAUUUAAAAAAAAAAGGUAUACCUACUACUUAAUAUUUUUAUUGGACUUUGGCGUAAAAAAAAAAGUUUUUGGUUUUUAAUUCUUGACCGACGGCGUGCAGUGCGCUAGCAGUGGUUUUAAUACCUACUAUACCAGCCUUCAUAUAGUUUUCUGAAUUAAUUUAUGCACCCCAAAAAACAGGACGAAACGACGAAGAGUAGGACUUUUAAUGAAGGGUUUAUUUUUUUUUUUUAAUUCCAUCAACACUGAGUUUUCCAUCAGUCGACGUCACUGACCGUGCGCUGCCGACACUGCCCAAGUCAUGGUUAAAUGUUGAGUUUAAUUUCAUAGUACUAUAAUAUAAUUUAUAAACGUUUCAGCAAACAUACUUAACUUUGACUUAUAUACAUGCGGCGUAACACAAAAGCGUGUUUACAGUCGGUUUUGAAAGUUUGAUCACAACUUCUGCUCACCACACAUGCACACGCCCCCAAGGAUAAAGGACGAGACUAUUAAAUCGGUAUAAUUUCUGAUUAUAAAAAUUAAAAUUUUAAGAAGAAAAGAAUGAAACUUUUAUUUUUGUUUUUACUAUCCUAUACCUACAUUAUUCAAAAAAAGACAACAUCGUAAUUUAUCGUAAACAAAUUUAUUCUCUUUUUUUAUUAUUAUUUUUAAUCUUGAAAAUUAUACAACCCGUACACAUAUAAUACAAUAAGCAUAAAAUAUAAUAAAUUAAAUAAAAAAAUUAAAUAAAAUGUACAUGAAAUGAAGAUGCCAUCCAGCGACAGUACUUCGGCGGGAGUACAAAUUUAUUCUAAAGCAUGUAUUUUUGUAAUAUUAUGAUAUCAAAUUGAAAGAUUUUUGUUAUUAAUUAUCGGUUAUUUAUUUUGAAAUUAAUGUAAUCAGACAACUUACACAAAUCAUUCAAUGAUUUUAUUGACGUACAGCACACUUAUUUUAAAUUAUUUUUGAAAAUCCAUUAAAUUUCAAUAUCAUCAUACUAUUUUUGUUAAAACUACAGAAUCGUUGACUAAUGGACAUAAUUUGUGUUUUGUUUCUAAAAUAUAAUAAAUUAUAUAUUCAAUAUAUUUUUUUUAGUAGGUAUUUUAAAAAUAAUUUGAUCGUUUUUUUUUUUUUUUUUUGUAAUCUAGUUUCUAUACUAGAUGUCAACUUGAUCAAAUCAUUACCUAAUAAUAUUAUAUCUAUACUUAAUUACAUACCAAGUUAUUUGGUUUGAAAAUAAUGACACGACUUUCAGACCACCAAAGUUCACGCGAACUUGCAAAUAUUUUUAAAUCCUAUAAUAACACUCUCGCGUGAUACAUUAAUCAACGAUGGAAGGGAAUUUAUUCGUAUAGUGUUGCAAUUUUCUUAUUUAAUUUUAGAUUACUCGUAAUAAGUUGAAUAAUAAUUCCAUAAUCAACAUCAUACCUAUAUUAUUCGCUAUUCUGCGAACACCAACUAUUCCCGGGAAAAAGUAGGAAUUUACUCGUGAUAAUAUUAUGUACUACGUAUAACAGUAUGUAGGUACAAUAUUACAACUUGCAGGUUUUAGGUGUAAAUUUAUCGUCUUUUGAAAGAUUUAUUUGUAGCUAUGUGUACACUACACAAAACACGCGCAUUCACAUACACGCACACACACAUUAUACACAUACCUAAAUUUUGCAUAUAAAUUCACACGGUGGACCGCAAGUUUAAAUUUACACACAUUUUCGGAUAAAUUAAAUUUAGCUAUAUUUUAUGUUACAUUUGUAGGGAUGUUUAUAUUGAUAGAUAUUCUUUGUACAAUACGUAUAGUACCUCUGUCUCAGUAUAUGUAUAAACUCAUUAUAAUUAUAUUAUAAAUUUUAAUUUUUUUUUUUUUUUUUUUAAACCAUAGAUCAGAAAUUUAGCAAUCGUUGAAUUCAUUUUUAUUUCUAUAACGAUAUUUCUAACUUAGAAAUGAAAUGCAUUGAUUAGAUUAAUCAAAUAAUUAUUACAAUAAUAGUAUCUUUUACCUAUUGCAAUGGUGUGUGUAAUUACUAAAAAAUAACAAUUUAUCGUAUUUUUUAAAACGAAAAAUUGUUUAAAAAAUAAAACUGUUCAUAAAUGUUAGUCAAAUAUAGAAUAUGAAUUAUUGCUUGUAUGAAAUGAAAUGUUCGUUUUUAAGAUAGAAAUAAAUAUGAAUUUAAACAUAUUGAAAAAUGUGGAUAGUUGAAAAAUUAAAUGAAAUAUUUAUGUUCGAAAUUAUAUGCGAAUGUACAUAAUAUAUUAUCUACACUUUUUAUAGAAAUCAUUUUUAUUUUUAGAAUUGUAAUAAUUCAGAUUCUGGGAGCAGCUCGGAAGUUAUUAAUUUUAAAAUGAUAUAUUUUUCGAAUACGUCAAAUUUACAAUGAUGUAUUAUAUUAUUUUUAUAUUUUUUUAUCUAGUGUGUCGAGUUAUCGAGAAAAAUAAGUGCUUCAAAAUAGCGCUGUUUUAUAGCUAUUGUUCUAUUGAUUGAAAACUAUACAGGCACACAAGUUAUUUUAUUCAUUAUUUGAUUAAUAUACUUUCUUUUAUUUUUAUUGGAAUAUUUGUACAAUACAAAAAUAACCUCAAACAAACUAUGAAUACAAUUAUUAGUUUCUUGUAAUUCAGAAUUACUUCAAAAUACCAUCUAUACAGUACCGUACAUUUAUUCAUUAUUUAUGAUUUAUCAUACCCAUAAUACAUUAUACAUACAUUUAUUUACAAAAAUUAAAUUAAAACCAUAGUAAUCAUAUUAUGUAUUACAAUAAAAAUACUCCAUAUGUUGACUAAAUAUUAUGAAUUUUAUCAUCACGUUUGAUGGUAUUACUUUGAUCCUUUUUGCAUGCAAAUGGUUUUAUGUUUUAUUAUUAUUGUUUCGUACAAACCGAAAUAUAAUUACAAUUUCAUUUAAUUCUAACCUAGUGAAAAACUCGUUAAAAUAAUAUGUUAGGUAUAAUAUUUUUGUCGUGACAUUUAUAAUUUUAAUUUUUAAUCUUUUAUGUUUUAUAUACAAUUUUACUAUUAAUUCAGAUAUUUACCCUUACUCGUAUAUCUCAUCUAUAUUUUCAGUAGACCUCAAAACAUUUUUACAAACCAUUUUUUUUUUUUUUUUUAUGUUUUUUUGAAUUUUAAAAACGUUUUGCAUAUACCCUUUACUGUAAAUACUCGGUAUCGUUUUCGGAGCGCCGCUGUCUGGUUUAUAAUUGGUUUCGAAUUUAUAGUCAUAUUAUACAAUGGUACGAUACUAAUAUUUUCGUCGAGUUGAACGAAAUGAAACGAGACGAGUACCCAACACCCAGUCUCGAGGGGCUGACUGCGGAAUGUUGUAGCCACUCCAUAAUAUUUUAUCUGACCUCAGCUUAUAGUCGAAAUUCGUUUUUUUUCCGCGAAUACGCAUUUUUAACCAAAUAUUUUAUAAGUUAUUGAUACUCGCAUUAUAAACAUUAGCCGUUAAGUGAAAUUGAAUUUGCGUCAUAAUAACGAAACAAGCUCAUUUCUAAGAGGGGGUGGGGUGAAAGUCGACUGAGCAAAUUUCUCAUUUUUGAUUGCUAGAAAAUUAAACUAAUAUCAAAUUUAUUCAGAAUACAUGUGAAUUCGAAAAUGUUUGACAAAGUUCUUAAAAAAUAUUCCAUGAGGCUAUAACAAGUGUAACAAAACAUUAGUAAAAACCUAUAAUGCCCAAAUAAGCUAUAUAUUUUUUAUUUAAACUUAUAUUUUUGGUAGUUAAACGUGUUUUAAAAAAAUUAUCCAAACGCUUUUCACCCGUAGGUACAAGGUAAAUAUACACGUUACUUUUAGAUGGCGAAAUGAAGUGUAAUUGCAUGUAUUAAAUGUAUUAUAAUAUUAUAAUACAAAUAACUAUAAAGAACACACAUAAGAAUAUCAUGGUUAGGAAACUGUCGUGGUCAGAAACUUGUGAAAGUAUUUAAUGAUAUCGAUUAAUUUAGUUUAAAUAUUUCUGAAUACAACGACAAAUCAUUAGUAAUUAGUUAAAAACAAAAAACUAGCCGGAGCUCAUAGAGAUCUUUUACCUGAUUGCGAUGACAAUCGUUAGAAUCAUUUCCCUUGGUUGUCAAGGGAAUCCGGAAAUCAAGAGUGUUGAGGAUUUUUACUAACUUUAAAAGUGUUCAUUAAUCUUGUUAACACCAAAUUACUAGGUCAUAAUACCUGGUAUUUUUAAGUGAGGUAAUAUAGUGAAAACGCAUUUGGUUUUAUACUUACACAGGUCGGAUCAGGUCAUAUUUUUUAGUCCCCGUAUCAAAAACCGGGCAAUAAAAAGAAUCAUAAUAUGGAUCAAUAAGACUACGUCAUGAUAACGGUAAAACGGUUAAAAAUAAUAUGAUGAUAUUUUGUACACUAAGGUCAAUUUUGAAUUUUAAUUUCGAUUAUUCUUAAUCGAAUAAAAUAUGUUGGUGAUAAUAGACGAUAAUAUUCAGUCAUAUGGUCUAAACAUAAUUUUUUAUAGGUAUAGACAAAGAUGAACCAAUAGGUUAACGGGGAUAAACUGUUAGCCAAUAGCCUAAAAUGUUUUAUACGUUAAAAAAGAAGAGGUGUUUCUACUAAUGGUUGUAAAAGUUGGAAAUUUGAUAUAUAGUUAUUUAAUCUAAAUUUAUACUCAACGAUAUUUUAUUGUUAACGAAAAACGAUUCUGAUCGAAACUUAAUUAAGCAAUUCUUUAAAACAAAUUAUAACAAAACACAUAUUUAUUUAUGAAUUGUACCUAUGGUAAAACUGCAGCAGCGCCGCCGCACUCUAUACCACCAUUACCACCGUACUCGAACGGCGAACACGUAAUCGUUGACACCACCGGUGAUAUACACGGCAGCCAAAAUUAUCCCAUAUACACUACCACCGCAACCGCUGUUACAACUUUAUCGUGCGUGUGCGCUAGUUCAAAGAUUUCGAAUGCCUAUAAAUUGUUCAAAAGUCUCUAGAAUGUUUUGAAAAAUUGUCCACGUCUAUAUAAAUCUAAUAUAAAAACUAUGUGCAAAUUUCAGAUUUCUACGAUUAUUUUUAACCGAAUUUUGACAGAAAUAAAAAUCGAAAAUAAUGAAACAGCUUUUCCUAUUUUUUUCUGUUUUUCACAAUUACAAGGAAAAUUAAAAAAAUAAAGCCCCAAUUUAAUCAUGAAUACAAUGAAAAAAGUCUAUAAUUUUUUGACCAGCCCAAGAAUUCUGAUUCAAAAUAUAUUAAAAAAAUAAUAAUAAUAAUAAUAACAAUAAAACACACAUGGUAAUAAAAACAAUACAUUCUUUGCUACUAUCAGAAUCUUAAACCAUAAGUUCACCUUACUCAUGUUAACGUCAAAGUGUCAAACUUGAAUAUACCUUUGAGGUAACGUAUACUAUGUUUUUGAUGGCGUAUCAUUUUUAAACCGAAUGAUAUCAUUGUUUUACGACGCAGUAUAUUUUAUUAUGAAAUCGGAUAAACAAAAAACUACACUCCACGUAUUUUAUUAUGCUGAGACAAAAACAAAAUUAUUCAUACUCUGAGUUAAAAUACAUAACGUACGGAAAGAUAUAAAUUUAAAAUCGGCAAAGAAAUGUUGAAAAUAUUUUAUACGAGAGCUAAAAACGAUUAUACGGUACCUCACUAACAAUGGAUUGGAAAUAUGACGUAGCUACUUUAUAGCUUUUUUACCUGUAUUGGUAUUGAACCUCUUUUGAGGGGAAAGGGAUAUUAAUAAUUGUAUUAUUAUUUUAUUUUUUUUUUUAAUAUGUGUAAAUUCCAAAGUUAAAUACUAAAAUUUUUGGCACUAUAUAAUCUAAAUAUACAUAAUGUAUAUAUUAUAUUUAUUACAUAUAGGUAAGUUAUUAAUUAAACGAAUAUUAGUUGAAAUUAUUACAUUGAUUCGAUAAAAUAUAGUACGUUAUAAAUCAUGAUUAACAAAAAAAAAAAAAAAAAAAAAAUAUAUAAGUGCCUACAGUUAAAGCUUCACCCGAGAGAGGGUCUUAGGGGACAACCCCCUCCCCAGCCACCGAGAUUUUUUCAUGUUACGGUUUUACCUACAAUUAUAUUUUGAAUAGGUUCUAGCGAAUAUAUUAUAUAUUAUGUAGACAAAAUCUGACGGACUCAAUAGUUCAUUGGUCACGAAUCGAACGUUUAUCAAACUUCGGGAGAAUAAUAUUUACUAUUAUUAUUAGGAUUGCCAGAUUUUUAAAUCCCCAGACAGGGACAUGAUAUUGAAUGACCUUUUUUUUUUUUUAUGUUACGCUAAUUAAAUACAUGUAUACGGUUAUUCCAGCCGGAGUAUUUGUGAUUACUAUGAAUGAUACAAUAAUGCAAUGUACGAUAUUCUUCUAUAUUUUAUUAUUAGAUAAUACAAUAUUAAAUUUUAUAUUUCUCUCUCAGGCCACUACUAUUGCAGUCCGGGACAAACUGAAUGACCGGCCGGGACACCGAGACAUGCCCUUAAAACCGGGACGAAUGGCAAGCAUAAUUAUUAUUAUUAUUAUACGGGUACGUUUAUAAUGAUGGCAAUAUAGUCCACGGGGGGAACGGGGGACGGAGGUGAAGGAAAUAAAAAAAUAAAACGGACGGACGGAGAAAAAGUUUUUUCGCAUGUUUAUAAUGAAAUCUAAAAACGCCGCGGUCCCGAGCGGAUUGCAGGCGACGACGACGAGGAUAUAACCGGACUGACAGGUCCGCGCGGGUAUACGUCAUCCUGACCAACGGCCGUUUCGAGGGAACGUACGGUAUAACGACUUUCGGCCGGUGCGAGAACAGCGCCCGCCGUCCAUUAUCGCUCGCUGAUGACUUCGGGGACGAACACAUCGCCGCGCGCCUGGGCAAAAGGGUCUAUCGGACGGAGACCUGGUGGGAAUUCGAGGCUCCGCAGUCGAUACGCGCGCACACACAAAUCCCGGCAAUCUGACUAUCAUACAAUAGGGGAGGGGAAGGAGAGGCUCGGUUGGCCUGCACAGUUGUCAGAUUAUCGGGAUUAAUAGAAAAUAAUAAAAUAAUAAUAAAAAUAAUAUGGUAUGUACCGAAUCAAAUUGUAUAAUAUUACUGUAGAUGAAUUUGAAUUUAAAAAGGCAGUAACCGUUUUCAAUAUCUUGACAUAAUAAUACAAGUAACAAGGGGGUAAGGGGUGCGAGAAUGAAUGUGAGAAUUUGGAUUGUAAACUUGGCCACUGAGGAAACCAGAUGAAAAUAAAUGUUUGGUACUUGAAAGAAAAAUAUUUCCGACGAUCUUUAGACUAGUAAAGGAUAACUAUCGAUGAGUGGAGACUUAGGAAAAAUAGAAAAUCACUACAAAUAACGUUUGAAGAUAAUAAUAUUUUAGAGAUCAUUGUUGUUCAUCAUGUUGAUGAAAAAUGUAUAUUUAACAUUUAUUGUAUAUUAAUUUUAUUUGAGUCUACUAGAUAUGAAUUCAAUAAAUAAAUAAAAUGGAAGGAGAAAGAUUACGAUAAGCUGGACAUGCAUAAAGAACCAUUAACUUUUUUAAAUCCCUUCAAAUGGUUAAUUUUUUUAAUUUUUUAAAAAUGCAUAUGAGAUGGUUUUCUUCAAAAUAUUUAUUAUUAAUAUUUUUUAAAAUAUACUUAUAUAUUAUCUUAAAAAAAAAAAAGGCACUUUUGUCUGUAUUAUGUUAACAUGUUUUACCACUCUUCCCGCUUCACUCUUCAUUAUCUAUAAGACGUGAGACGUCUUCCAAGGAAAUAUUCAGUCAAUUAUGCUCAUUUGACUCCGAGACAUGUGAUCAACGAAUUUAAACUUUUACCAAACGAUCAAACUUUUUUUUUAUAGUUUCAUAUUAUUUUCUAAUUUAAUAACACGUAUUAAUAUAAGAGCGUGUACACUAUACACAAGAUUACCCAAGCCAUCAACUCAAAAAAAAAUUGUAAAAACCUACUUUCCCUUACGAAAAUAUUAUUGUCAGUUUUGAAAAAUGCAAACGUGACUCAAUAAUUUCAAAAUAUUCUAUUAAAAUAGAUUUAUCAAAACUUAAAAUUUAAAAAAAUCUUCUAAUACAUAAUUUUAACGUGAAUUAGAAGAUUUUUAAGAGAAAAUAUUCAUUUAAAAGGUCACAGGUUCUUAAAUUGAAAAGGUUAUAAAAUAAAAUAAUUGAUUAAAUUAAUACCUAUUAAAUUUACUCUAUAAUGUGUUUCAUUCAUUGUUAUUCAUUUUUUGUCUUUCCUAAAAUAAAAGGUGAAAACCGUCGAUAAAACGGGAAUAUACAAUAAAACUCGCUUAAGACGCUCCCGCUUAAGACGCUUUCCGGCAUAAGACGCUGUUUUCCGUAGGUCACUAGACAUUUCCUAUACUAGUCAAUGUAAAGAUCACCUGUUAAGACGCUCGGUUUUUCUUUAUCUAAUCGGACAAGACGCUCUUUUGUUCAGCAGAUCACGAAAAAUCUUAGUAGUUUUGUAAAAAUAAAAAUAAACACACCUAUCAGAAAUUCGAAAAGUAUUUUUCUCUGUAGAAAAUGCCGAAGAAAUUUUGAAUUAUGUUAACAAAAUAGAAAAAUUUCUUGCUGAAACGCAUUGUCAGAAUCUUAAGCAAACAAAAAUUGAUAAUUUGUUUAAUAUAAUAAAAUAGAAAUAAUAAUAAUAAAAAUACAUAUGUAUUUGUAUUAAUGUAUUUCUUUUUUAAUUGAAUUCAAUAUCAAAAAAUUUCUGUAUGUAUUAAUAAUUAAUUUAUAAAUGUUAAACCCGUUAAAUUAUGUGCAAUAAUAAAAAAAAAUUCAAUUUAUCAAUCACUUAAUUUUUCAACUCCCGCAUAAGACGCUUUUUCGCUUAAGACGCUCUUUAAGAGACCAGUUCUCUAGAGCGCCUUAAGCGAGUUUUACUGUAUUUGCGGCACACUGGUUUCAGCAACCAAAAUCGAUUAUCUUUUUUUAUUGCGAUAUUCGGUAAUGUAAAAAUUGUACAAAGACCUGAAGUUUUUAUUGAAUAUUGUUAUUUACCUACACUAUAUAAAUAAUGAUUUUUGAUCAAUAAUAAUUAUUAGACGUAGAGAUUUUCGGGCAACAAUAAAGUUUUCAUUUAAUAAAUAAGAAUAUUUUCAGAAUAUACACACAAGGGUUGACAUUUUGAAAUUUGUCUUAAAAUUUGGUUAUUUUGAUACCAUAACAGGAACUUCUUAUCCCUCCCCCUCUUCAUUUCAAUCAUAACCCGUUUGACGGAAAUAGUUAAUGUUAGGUACAAUACUCAACUAAAACACAUUGCAUAUGUUUUAUUUAAAAAUUAUAAUAUGAAAUAUCGUCGCGGUGAUAUUUCAUAUCGUUCUGCGUUCAUAUUGGAAACAAUGGAAAUAAAGUACUAUUCCAAAACCAAUGUCUGCGGUUGAAUCAGUCUAUCAUUAUACAAAUCUUCAACCUAACAUUCAAAUACGUUUGUGAUUAUUUGCACGUUGCCAGUUAUAUCUUCAACUCCUGAGAGAACGUUUUCCAAUCUUAACCGUAUGAACACUUAUUUAAGGAGCUCUAUGUCUGAAAAUAGACUCAAUGAGGUGGCCAUGGCUAAUAUCAACAAAAAUGAAGAUAUUAAUGAAAAUGAAAUAAUUACUGUCAUUGCUCAAAUGUCUACAAUAAGGAUGCAAUUAACAGAAUGGAUCAAAUAAGCAGUAUUUAUUUCAUUUUCAUUAAUGUUUUCGUACUUUGUUAAUAAGUUAGUGUAUAAAUAUAUAUAUUUUUUUUUUGUUCUAAGUAUGUUAAAAAGUAAAAUCCAUAUUAAUACUAACACUUUAUAUAUUGUUUGGGUUAAACUCCCAAAACCACUUCGUACUUACACCAAUGACCGAGCAAAAAAGUAUUUAGCUCACCCCCCCCCCCAAUAAAAAAUCCUGGCUACGCCACAGUCGUUGCCCGUGCAUAUGUAUAAAUCGGAUUCUUCGUUCGUCAAUUCGGCGAUUUACAAUUCCGCAUAUACCUCGUAAGUUGUGACGUUGUGACGUUAUAACGUUUCGGUUACGAUAAUCAGAUUAUUUAUUUGGCAGAGAAACGCAUAUUCGAGCAGUUAGAGUUUAUGAACAAGUUUUCGGUAGAUUGGUAUAUAAUCAUAUCUUAUCAUUCAUAUUUAGACAUUUUUAGAUGGAGGUCAAUAGGGCUUGUCUGACUUUGGAAGCUGGGGUGUGUCAGUUACUGUUGCAUUUUAAAUUUUGUGUUUAUAGCGUUUAUAGUGUUAAUGUAAUGGAUAAUUUGGAAGUUUUUGUCAUUAAUGUCCAAAAGGAAUAAGGGACUAACUGUGGUUGAUGAAUAUAAACAUAGAUUUAUCGGUGUUUGUAAACGCGAUCAACUUUUAAAGUAGCGCAGUUCUUCCAGUAAAAUAUGCACAAUGUUUAUUUUUACGGACUUAGAAAAAAAAGUUGUUCAGAAUUCAACAGGUGUGCAUAAUCAUCCAGCAGAUGCUCCUAAUAAAAUAGAAAUACAACUCCUUAGAGAAAACUGUGAUCGAAAAGCAGAGGAAUCAUUUUCUAGUAAACCUGUAAAAAUUAUUUGGAUAAAGUUACUCCUAACACCAGAAUUCUAAUGUGAAUUUUUUCAAAUUAUUCCGACAAUUUUGUUUCACCUACGGGCAACGAUCCAAUUUUAAAAUUAAUAUUUCCUAAUACAUUAACAAUAAUCACAAUUAACAUUAUUUUGUAUUUCGUUAUAUUAUAAAAACAUCCACUGGAUUAUUAUUUUUUAUUUGUUUUUUGUACCUUGUAUUUUUGAUCUUUUUUUCUUCAUCAACAAUGUUGAUCCUCAUAUGUAACUGAAUUUGAAUCGUUUUCAAAAUUUCAUAAAGAACAAAAAUAUUUAGAUGGGGCUAAUAAGAAUAUUUUCCAAAUAUUGAGAGAAGCGAAACACAAGAAUUUGUAUUUCUUUCGUCUGAUAUAUUACACUAUGCCCAAAUAUACGGUGAAAAAUGUGCAUGUUCAUCAAUGUAAUAUGUAUCAACGUGAUAUACGAAAAUAUACUAACUCGCAUUUUUAUAUAAUAUUUAAGAUAUCUAUCGGCGCAAAUAACGUACAAAUAGGCGUUACAUCCGAAUGUCGAUCGGCGCAGUUGACGUGCCUAUACCUGCCUUUUCUUUUCAUUUUUAUCCCGUAAUUUUCCUUUUUUUAUACCUGCGAUUUCCGGCGCAACCGAUACAACCCCUUGAACGUAAUAUAUAAGGACUGUAAGGGCUGUCGGCGAUGAUCGAGACGGUCGUCCGUCCUUUGCGGGUUAAAUUCUUCGUCACUCCGUCAGUGCCGCACCGCCGCGCCGCGCCGCCCGGCUAUAAAAUAUUUAUUAUAAUACGAGUAUUACGUAUUAUUAAAAUACACGACACCGCGUGAUAGUAAUGCGUAUUAUAAUAACAACAAUAAUAAUAAUAAUAAUAAUAAUAAUAAUAAUAAUAUUAAUAAUAUAUUAUAACCUGCGCGACGGCGUCGGUGUUUAUUAAUCGCGUGACGUGGGAUUGGCGGGGGCGGGUCGCAAAACGCGUUUUGGCGCGGCCGUCGCGUCGUUAAUCAUUUUCGGCCACGGCGACGCGGUUAACAUUCGCACGCGGUCAAUCGCGGACGCGUAUAACCGCACACCGGCCCGCGGCGCCGCCGGUAAUUAAUCACGGAUUGAUAACGCGAUUUCGUUAUACCGAAACGUCUGUAAAAUAUUAUUAUAAUAAUAAUAAUAAUAAUAACAACAACAACAAUCGGCUGCGGGCGUGUUAUCGCGCGCGCGUUCCGUUUCCCGUAAAAAUAAUUAUGCGUUCCCCGACGGAAGGGCCAAUCGAAAGACCCUGACGCGCGCACUGUACCGCGUACCUAUCGGGUAGCGAACUUUUCAACGUUUGAACGGAAACGAAUUUUGUCCGCGCACCAAGUCUGAACAAAUCGGAAUAUUCUGCGGCCGUGUGCUGGACGAGUCACCUGUGGGGCCGCGAUGACGGUCGCAACAUUCCGUUUUCUACACGUUUUCGUGCGUUUCAAUUGUUUUAAAAAUGUUGUAGUAUAGUAGCAUACACGAUACGAGUUCAUCGAGUAGUGAUGAAGAAGAAACGGCUUCGCUUUCUUGACUGAAGAAAAUGAAAUAACUAACUAAGAACAACAGAGACAGUGGAUUCGUAUUACAAACACGACACGGAAAAAUUUGUGUAAACAAUAAUAAUGACCAAAAGUACGUGAAUUUCGCGCGUGAAUAAGCAAGUGCCGACUACCGACGACGUUCGAAACGCUUCGGAAUCGGUCAAAAUAUUCUCGUCAAUCUAUCCCCGAUCCGAUCCAGUGUGCGAUAUCCGGUUUAGAGCUAAUUAGGCUAACAAUAUUUUUUCCGUUUCGAUCCGAAUCCAUGCAGUGUGCGGCGAAUUAAAUGUUGUCAACUAAUAAUAUGGUAUUGUUAGGAUAAUAAUUUUGUCACAAAUUGGAAAGCCUGUCGGUCUUACUGUCUGAAUGUAAUAAAAAAUGGUAGUCAAUUCAAUAAUUGAACUGGUCACUUUUUUUUAUAGAUAUAUGUAUAGGCUCUCUGCCUAUAUCAAACGUACAAAGCGGUAUGUUAUAUUGUCACACAUAUCCAAUGUCAAAUACUUAAAGAACCCUGAUAUAGAGAUCCGCGGUUAGACAUUUGGCUGCUACAACAAUGAUAAGACAUUAACCUAACUUUAUUGAAACACUGUUAAUCGAUGGUUUCGUUUUUCGUUCAUUUGCAGUAACUCUUCGAGAACUCGUUAGGGACCUAUUGGAAUGUCAUUUUCUAUACCUACCUACGUGGAGUGUAAGGUGCGGAUCGAUAAAUCACUAAAACGGUCUCAUUGAUGGCGGACCGUAAACAGGUAUUUCGCCCUAGGUAUUUUCGGGUAAUUUUGAAAUGUUUGUGAAUUAAUUAAACGCGGGGAGGUUACAAGUACAAAUAAUUUUGAGGGAACAAAGCCCUCUAGAUCCCAAAUAGUCGCGCUUAUGUGCACUUAGUCCGUAACACGGCUGCCACUCGACACUGACGGCGAUAUCGUUUAUUUUUUUUGUUAUUAUUAAUGACAUCACGAUCAUGGUCGUACUCAAGAACGGUAAUGUAUUUCAAUAUUUUUCUAAAGAAUCGAAGUUUUUCGGAGGAAACAACAUUGACAAUGUUAAUGCAAGAUAGGAAGAAUAGUUGAACAUCAUAAUUUGUAUUAUUAUUGACUGGAUUUGUAUCCAAUGGUCAUAUAUAAUCACAUAUAAAUCAUAUAUAAAGUGAUCAUUGAAUGUUUGAUGAAAAAUGUGUUAAGUAUAGUAAAUAUGAAUAUGAUUUAGUAUUUUAUUCAAAUAAAAACUAUCUUAAUUGAUAAUUAACAAAAUGCUCGUGCAAUUUUGCCUGAAAUUAUAAAACAUCGAAUGAAAAUCGUUCAUAUGCUAAUUAUAUGAAUGUCGUGGCACACGACACGUCACGUUGAAAUUAAAAUAGUCAACCGUUUCAAUUUUGAGUUGUCAGUUGUUUUUGAAGAUCGUUGAGUUGCCUUUCGUCUGAUUUUACUAUGAAUUAUUAUUCGUUAAAGAAUUUAAAUAUUGUUUCCGAAGUAUGAAUAUUCAAAGGAUAGACAUUUGUUUACUAAAAAACCUUAAGGUACACGUCCAAUUGUUCGAAUCCUUCACAAAACUCAUGGACUCUGAUUAAAAAAUUAGUCAGAAAUAAAAAUUUGUAAUAAAAAAUGUCACAAAUUCACGCAACAUAAUAACUACAAUACAUCGUGUGUCAUUUAUUUAUGCAUAAACAGGAGAAUAGGUUUAUUAAAUAGUGUGCAAAACACUUAGAAUCGAGCGAAAAUGUGUACCUACCUAUAGUUAUAUAUAUAAAGGAAAUAAUACGCCGUGUUGUGUAAUGUCCGUAGGAAAAUCGCGGAAGGGAUAAAUGGGUAUAAACACGGUAAAAUCGUAAAAGUUGACGAAAGUUUAUUUUCGAAAAGGCGAAAAAACCGGUAGGACGGGGUAUACUUAAAGAAUAUAGUGGAUAUUUGAAGGGUACUCUGUGUUUUUAUUAUUUCUUAAAUCAUAGUAGUUUGGUUGUACUAUAUAUAUACAGUUGUAGGUACCUAAACAGUAGGUUUAAAUAUGUAUAUACAUAGGUACAAUGAAAACAUAAUACAAAAGUUUUCAAUUAAAUUUAAGUACACAUUUAUUUAAUAUACUUUAAGUUUGGCUCUCUUUUUCCGGACACUCUACAUAAUGUGCCUGUAUAUGCUUAUACUAUACAGCGAGUGAGACAACACGGUGGCAGAAGGGAGACAAAUAAUAAACAUUUAUUUUUUAACUUAUAAUUAUAAAAUCGGCAGUAAGUAUAUUCAUUCACGUAAUCGCAUUACUUCAAUAGUGUUCAUUUUCUUUCUGUAGUGUAUACCUUAAACAUAUACUUUUUAAUAUCGUCACACUGAAAUCGUAUUUUAUUAUUCUCGGUACAUUAUGAUGUUUUUUUAGGUGAUUAAAUGCGCACGUUUUUAUUUAUCGAAUCGAUUUUGUUAGAAAUAUAACUGCCGCUGUCUUUAUAUGCGCUGUUUAAAAUAUUAAACACGUCUCAAUAAUAAAUCCGUCUAUUGAUUACUACAUUAAAAUAAUAAAUAUGUAAAUAAUUCAAAUACUAUAUUGUAAAAAUAUCACUAAUGAUUAAAAAAAAAAAUAACGCUCAAAAAAUAUCCUAAUAAAAUAAAUAACAAUAAUAAUCUAAAUAACUUACAAUAUUUCUACACGUUUUUAAAUCAACUUCUUAUAAAUUAAGAUUUUUAUUAUCGGGUAUGGAUGGUAAAAUAAAAAAAAAUAAAAAUUGUGUGACAAAAAAUAUCUAAAACUUUGAGGAUUAGAAGGUAGACAUUAAAGUAUGAAGUAAUGUAAUGCUUAAUACGAAAAUAAUCAACCGUUUUAGACUCGCUGCAAAACAGAAAGGUAUUUAACGAUAAUCUAUAGAAGCAUUUCAAAUACAGUAAUUUUCGACUUUUUUUCCUGAUGUAUACCACGGAUAUAGCACAUUUAACGCUAAAUUAGAUAUUAGAUCUCGAGCGCUUGUUCGCUUGAUUAUCCUAAUAAACCAUUUUAAAGAUUCGACCUCUUAAAUAUUGAACAGUGGUGUCAAAGUAAGUGUGUAAAAACAACUGAAUCAAUUAUAAUAAUUUGGUUUGACGGAGUUGCAUAGGUAAACAACAAAUUGUUUUUGAUUUUUAUACAUGAUGGAUGUAAAACUGAAUAAUAGGUAACUUUACGGAAAUGUAGAAUAACUGUGAUUUCGAAGGAAAUUAAUUUCAUAUUUAUAAGUCAACUAACAAGAAUAGUUUAAAAUAUCUGUUACUAUUUCAGAUUGUUGGGGUUUAUUCACAUUUUAUCGGCAGUUUAUCUUUCAUUCGCCACGUAAAGAAGGCAUUAUAAAAGUCUACGCGAAGUCGUGGGUAAUGUAGCUAGUAAUACAAAUUUAAUCGAAUAUUAUCCAUUUAGGAACAUGUAUUGAGUUUAUAAUGUUCAUGUAAAUAUCUAAACUUUUGAGCGUUUAAAAUAAUUUUCUUCUCUUAGGUACUUUUAAAUUUUAAUUCAAUUUUAAUCACAGAAACUGAAUUUUACAUGCCUAAAAUAUUGAUUAAAAUAAUUUUUUUAAAUGUCUGUAUACCUAUACAUAUUAUAUAGUGUAUUAUAUACCUACUAUAUUCAAUAUUGUAUAAUAUAUUUAUAUAUAUAUUAUACACUAUACAGUGUACAAAGUACAGAGUAUAAUAUGUAUGUAUAUUAUACACUAUACAGAGUUUUCUCAAUUCUAUGUCACAUACAAUUUGAAAGACCAUGUAUAUAAUAUGUUUCAUGGGCAGAUCCAGGACAAGAUAACGGAGGAGAGUGAUUUUGAAAAUGCAUAUAAAGCACGCAUUUAUGAUGAGCUCAAUAAUGAAUCAAGCUAAGAAUAUAAUGCGAUUAAGAACGAUCACCCCUAUCACCCCAUCCCUGGAUCUACCAUUGAUAUGUUUUAUAGAUUAGGUGUUUAAUAAUAUUUAUGUAAGGCUGCAUAUUAAAUGUAUUAUACUACGAUCACAGAUUAAUUAAUGAACAACCACUUGAUAUUUUUUAAAAUUAUAUUUCACGACGAUACGAUAAAGUGACACGCCUUAUAGACUAUAAAAAAUAUAUAUAUAUAAUAUAUACCUAUAUAGUGUACAUAUAUUAUAGGUAUAACCAAAGUAUUUUUUAAUGAAAUUGUUUAGUUUGUAAAACUUGUGAUGAUCUCGAUAAAAAACGUAAAAGAACUCGAAAGAAUUCGUCCACGGUACUUAUAAAGUCCCUAUUAUAUAUUGAUCAGUGAUUAAUAUUCACCUUUAUAUAAAACAAAAAGAAGCGUCUGUUAAACUGAGUUAAGACUUUUUUUCUCCGUUGAAAUUUAUACUGAGGCAAUUUUUUAUGAAAAAUACUUUUACUAUUUUUAUUUAUAUAUAUUAACAAUAUUAGCUCAUAUUUAUUCUUUCCUAACUACUAAUUACUCCAUUAUCAAAUAGCAGUAAUUAUUAAGAAUUCUAAUACCCGUGAUCAUAUGUUUAAAUAAGCACAAAAUGACAUACAUUGUAUAGAAGAAAAAAACGUCGUUUUUUCAUUUUAAAAUGUAAGAGUAUUCUGUCAAAUAAUAUAUUGUAAGUAAGAGAAGUCAUGUUUAAACACUCUUCAUUGUGUAAUGUAUUACUCAUUACUCCGGUCCUUAGUUUACCAAGGGCCGAUUUUUUCAAUUAUCCUUAUAACGGUCAGUUAACUAACCAUAGGCUAAUUUAAUGUACCAAUUAAAGUUCCGAUUAAAUAAUCAGAGAUUUAUCCAGGGGCGUUUUUACGAGAGAACCCCUCCAACCGGUCCAAGAGUACUGGACCUCCCACCCCCCUCCAGAGCAAAAAAAUCAAAUCGAAUAAAUGAUUCUACAGCAUAGGUCAGUAAUAAGUAGAGACGUUUUAUACAAGUAUGUAUAUAAUAUUGUGUAUAAUAUUGAAUAGUCGUGUCGUUGUACUAUUAGGUUCCCAAGUUGCGACUAAUAUUAAAAGAGGUUUGCGUUAAAGACAUGGUAUCUUUCUGAUAAAGACAUAACGGUACGGGAAAACUGAUUAUUAACGGAUUAUAGUUUAAUUAUAAUUAGAUGACUAGACAAUUGGAAUUUAUGGACAUAUUUAAUAUUGAACCCCUUCCAACAAAUGCCCAGAUACGUAACUGUUAUAAACUUUGGACCCUUAUAAGUUAAAAACACGCCACAGGGUUUUUCAAUUUAUUUUGUUAUCCUGAUUAACUGUAACAUUAUAGCAGAUGGUUAACGAUGAAAUCAGUAAUAUAUUUUUAAAAUCGUCAUACGACAAACGUUUAAUUGUUAUUGUUAUCAGGUAUUAUUUUUCAUUAUCAGUAAAAUUAUAAUUUUCGAACAUUUUUCAUGCAUGUACAUCGUAAUUUAUUUAUUAACUCUGACUUAUAAUUAUUUAUAAUAUACUGUGACAACUUACAAAUUAUGUAAAUAUUAUUUUAAUAUUGACCCAUAGGUACCUACUAAAAAAGGCAAAAAUUGUUGAGGCAAAACCAUAUUAUUAACACAACCUUAUCCUUCAACUGUUAUGUAACAAAACUAUUUUACGACAAAAUAAAAUAAUAAUUUAAACAUAUUUUUUUUCUUCUUUUUUUGUAAUAGUCCCGAUUAAUCCAAAAGAUAUACAUCAAAAUAUAAAAUUAUUUUAUCUUAAUUAAUAUUCAAAACUUCUUAUAAAACAUUUUUAUAAUUUAUUAUACUCACUAUUAAACAAUAAUUUAAUUUAUUGGAUUCACUCAUUUAAUUUUCGAGUUUAAUUUAAAAGUAUAAUAAUGAAUUUAAUUCAAACAAAGUUAAUAAUAAGAAAACUUUUGUUGCUACAGAGUGAAAACUGAAUUUGAGAGAACUGCGCCUAUCGUUUAUUGAAUUAGUUUAACUGGAACACUUUGUGUAUAUCUCCAUACAUGUUCAACCAUAUAAUAAUAAUUUAUGGUUUGCACAAUAAUUGAACAAGAGGAAGAUUUACAGAGUAGCUGUGUUGUGCUCAUAUAAGAACGGUUUAAAAUAAAUAUUAACAUAGUUGAUAUCUCAUAAAUAUUUGAUAUUAUCUAAAUAUUCUAAAUACCAAAAUAAUAAUUUCCAAAACACAUAUCUCUGCAGGCCUCUACGGCCCUGCAGUAACCUCCCUCCUGAUCAAGGGGGUCAUUAGUCGUAGUUUAUUAUAUUACAUUAUAUAUGGUUUAUUUUCAUAUUUCAUUGAUUAAGUAAUAUAUAUUAACUAAGAAAAUUAACGUUAACAAAUAAUUAUCAUUUAAUUUUGGGUUUUUUUUUUGCCCCUCCCCCAUUGAGAAAUCUUGGUUACAAGCCUUUUAACAGUGGUAUAUUAUAUUCUAUUCAUACGUCAUAAUCCGUCACCCCUUUUUUGAAAAUAAAAAAACAAUCCAUGAUUUAACAUAAACUACCUACCUACCUUACCAACUAAUUUUAAGUAUAAAUUAUACAGUACCAUCCAAAUACUAUUUAGCAAAUUAUAAUACAAUUUAAACAAAUGCUUUUAUCUCUUAUAUCACGGUGUAUAUUAUUAUAUUAUGUUCUUUAAGUACUUAGUAUAUUUUUAUUAACUUUUAAUUAAAUAAUAAUUCGAAAAAUCUAUAAAAGCCAACAUGUAAAUAUUUCGAAUUUAAGAAGAAUCAAAAAUAUAUAAAUAAUUAAUUAAUCAAAUGAUUCCAAGUAUGACGAAUGAUAAUUUCCAUUUAAAACUUUGGAUUUUAGUUGAUGACAUCAACAAGGACUUAAUAACUCACGACUUUUAAAUCUAAUUGUGUUUUACAUCUUUAUCCUGAUGUGCCUCUAUUUUAAUGGUUUUAAAUUAUUUAUGAAUUUAACUUUUUGAUUACUUUUACAUUAAAAAUAAAUUCAAAGGAUAUUUUAGCCAAUACUUACGUCAAUCUACCCGUGUAUUAAUAUAUUACCAUAAUACUACAAUAUAAAACAAACUAUGAUAGAAAAGAAUUAACAAAAAGCUUUUAUGUCCCUGCAAGAUCUAAUAAACAUUUUGUUUCAUUAGAUCCAAAAAUACUUUCUUCGUCAUUAUUUAUUAUGAUCCCGUAAUGGAAUUCGCAUCAAACAAAAUUUAAUUGACUUAUUAUAGUUUUAUUUAUAGCGUAGGUAAUAAAAUGGAUAUAUUCUAAGUUUAGAGGCACUAUUUAAAGGGGCGAUGCUUGCAUUUGUAUAUAUAGGUAAUAUAUCUAUAGUGUUAAUUGAUACUAUUGCCGGGGCAUCCAAGAUUGAAUAUUUAUAAUAUUCAGUUUUUUAUUAUUAUUCAAAUUCUUUUUCGACCACAUUGGAUAAGCACAUGAACAUAAUUUAUUUAACAAUAAUUAGCCUGGUAGAUGAUAGGGAAUUAUCCUCAAUAAAAUAUUUGCCUCCCAUUAUAAAAAACUGAAAUAAUGCCUCUGAUUAGUUAUGGCAUAUUCUAAGUUUAUCUAAUUAUAAACUCAAUACAUAGUAUAGACUUAUGAUUGAUUUUUGAUUUUUAAACAUAUUAAAUAACAGUAAAAAAAUAUUAUGAACAUUUUAAUAAUAAUAAAUAUACACAUAAACUAUUAAGGCUGUAACUUGAAGAAGGGGUCUAGAGGUUAAAAUUGAAGUAGGCAAAAAAGUCUACGAAUUAGUCUACAAACAAAUCUAUUUACCAGAAACGUGUUUAUACCUAUAAGUAUUACGACCUUGACUAAAUAUAAUAGCAAUAUUAUAUUUGACUUCUAGUAUCAUAAUUUAGUUGCAUGCUGUAGUCAAGCACGAUAAACUUAAAUAUACAAAUUAUAUACGUUCGUACACGAUUGAAAUACUUAAAUAUUUGUUUGUACAAAUAAAUAAUUUUAAAUUUAAUGGCUCAUAAAAAAUGCAAUAUUUAUACAGUAUCAAAAACUGACACUUUUUUUUCUUUAUUGAAUACAGUAAAUUUAAAAAAAACUGACACCAUGGGUAGGCCACUGUUGUAAAUGAGAUGUUGGAAAAUCAAGAUAUAAAGGAUAAUUAAAUUUAUAUCAGUACACAACGAUAAAUCAGUGCUAACGAAAAACGAUCUUAAUGAAUUUCGGUUGAACAUAUUCUAAUGAAUUGAAAUUUAAAAUUGUAUUUUUUUGUAACUACAAGACAAAUUAUAAUUGUUCAUGUUUUUACAAAUUUUAACAUAAAUUUAAACUAUAAACAUUGUUAAAAAUAAAUUAAAACAUUUCUAUUAACAUAAAACAAAAAAAUUCUUGUAAAAUUCAAAUACUUAGUAACUCUACUUAUAAUAGCUCAAAAAACACAAGAAUGUUUUGAAUAUUGUGUUGUAUCUAACAAAUAUAUGCGAUUAUUUAUCACAGAAUUACAUAAAAAAAAAAAAAAUCGAGAUAAUAAAAACCAUAAUUGAAUACAUUUUGUCAAUUGUCUGAUGUUUUUCUGGUUUUGCCCAGUUAUUAAGAAAACUACAAGAAAAAUCAAAAUAUGAACUCCUCCAUCAACCAACUUGAUCCAAUUUUCUACCGAAAACUAUUCUUGAAGUUGACAAUCAGCGUAAAAUGUCUGGUUGAAAAGUUUUUACAUGAUAAAAAUGAAAUUGAAGCCCAUCGUCAUAUUAAAACCUGCAUUACAUUACUCGCUACAUUCAGAAUCUAAAAAGCAAAAAUUUAGAUUCAGUUUGGAUCCAUAGAGAUCUAUUAUUUAUAACUUUAUAAGUUAGGUUUCAUAAGUUUAUUAUAAUUUGUUUUUCUGGUUAUUCGGUAAAAAAUGUUUGGAAUGGUAAGUAUUCUUAAAAGUUUUUUUUAUGAAAUUCAAGUGAGUUUUACAGUUUUAAUUUUAGGUUCAGCUCAAAAUUGUUAUUCCAAUACAUUAUACAUACAAUCCAUGACCUAGAAAUCUAUAAAGGUAAAACUAUUAUUAGAUUCUUUUCAAUAAUUAAAUGUCCACUUUCGUUUAUAUAUUAAGAUUUGAUCGGAAAGUUACUAAUCGGAUGGAUAUUAAAUUCCAAAAAUCAUUACUAGCCGUAACUUUUUUAGUUGUAUUGUAUUUUUUGAACGAAUCUCUACUCAGAAUUGUACGCCGAAUGCUUAAUGAUUUAUUAUUGUUUUCAAACAUAAUAUAAUACCACAGCAAGCGUGUGCCCUACAGAUGAGCGCGUGUAGUAGUCGGGCGGUCCGUAUUUCAGCCGAAAAUAAUAAUUGAUUGGACAAGUAAUUCAGCAGAACCAUAUUUUAGCCGACGAUAUUUUUAUCAAACCAUUUUAGCCGAAAAAUAUAUCAGCCAUUAUUAAAAAACUAUGAUAAAAAAUAAUCGUAAAUAAACUUGAACAAAAUUUAAUUAUCUAUUCGAUUUUACACAUGAUUUAACUGAUACAAUUCGGUCAUAAUAUUUGUCAGGUAAGACUGUUAACUGAAAUAAAUGUCGGCUAAAUUACUGUCAACUAUACAAUUUUUGGUUAAAAUAUAGCCCCUUCCUUGCAGACACCAUUAUAGUUCUCGAUUAGUAAUUUUUUUCCUCAUACAAAAAAUUAAUUUCUUUGUCGGUUUUAACACUAAUAGCCUAGCCCGUCUUUAGGAUUUGUUAAGCAAUUUCUUUUAAGAAGGUUAGCUAAAACAUAAUAUUAAUAAUAAUAAUAGUGGAAAAUCUAAAAACAGAUAAAGAAAGAAAGGAAACGAAAUAAUAAUAUCUUUGUUGUUGUUUCCGUGGAAAUUUUCAGUCGACUCUUUUGCUUUUUAAUAUUAAUUGUAAGGAAAUUAAUAUUUUAAUUUAUUAAUUAAAACCUUGCAAUGGCCAUUGCUGUACACUGUACGUAAUACUCUUGCUGGAAAGUGGAGAUGCGCUUAAAUUACAUUUGUGUCGGUUUCGAACAAAUAACAUCUUUUAACAAAAAUAAUUUAUACAUUUUUCUAAACCCAUAAACGUUUCAUCAAAACAAUUCAUACAUUAAUAUAACUACGUAGAUCAUAGUUUAUAUACAUAUUUUGAUGUUAAAAUCUAUAUAACUUAACUAAAAACCAGGAGCAAAUCCAAGAAUUCUUCAAAAGGGAGCGUACUUUUUUGAGACAUUAAAUUUUGUCGGUCUUCCCAUUUUGUGUACAAUUUUACAUUUAAGACCAAAUUUUCAGUCGCCUGAAUUUCGAUUGAAUACAAUAUUUUUUUUAGAUUAAUUUAUAUAGUUAUAACAAUAGUAGCAAAAUUAAACCUGUAGAAAUGCAUAAUUUAUGUAACUAGUAUAUUUACGAUUUGUAUAUAGGUAUACCAGCUACCAGUUAUUAUUCUGGUUAAAUUAAUAGAUAUUUAAUUCCAUGAACAUAGGCGCAAAUAAAGUUUGAGAUUUAGGAAGGGGAGCUAUUCAAUGAAGCAAUCGUGAAAGUAAUAAACACCAAAGAAAUUUGGGGACAGAAUUUGGCCCUCCUCCUUGUCAUUAGUGGGCUGCUAUAGAGCUUGUGUCGGGCUAGUUUUGGGCGUCAAGCCCGCAAACGUGAUUCAUGUCAUUAUGUUUAAUGAUUAUAUGAUACGUUUAUACUCCAUACAUGUUAGCAAAAAUAAGAGAUAAAUUGUUGUGAAAUUCCCCUCAAACUAAGACUUCAUGUAGUAGCUAUAAUAGUAGAUAUAUUUAGGUAUCCCUCUACAUCCCUCUAUUUAUUAUUUAGUCGUUUUUGUCCCACAAAAGAAUGGAUUAUUUAUGUGCAUGAUAGUAUAAGUAUAAAACAAUAUAAGAAUGGUAUUUGUAUUGAGAUAUAAAUGUAAUUGUGACGAAUAAGUAAGCGAGCGGAGCGAUCGUUGUUUUUUAGUUUUAUUAUGGAUCUGUCAAAACAUUUACUCCUCCCUACUCUCAAAAACUAAAAUUAUGUCAUUGAUUACAAUUUAAUUUAGAUUCCACGGAUAUUCUAUUUUUGUUUAACGACGGCAUCUUUAAUUUCCAAUAAAUGCACGGCCCACUGCCUAAAAAAAAAAACCGCACAAUAACUAUUUAUCUUACUUUUUUGUAAAAAUACAUUUAAGACUUAGAAUAAAUCCGUGUAAAUUUCAAGUAAAAUAAUAUUCUUUCGACUUAUUUAGAAGUUUUUUUAUAUCUACUUUUGAUAUGGUUUUCGUAAUUGGUUUUUUAUUUUAUUAAAAUAGAAUAGAAUAUAAGAAAAAAAAAUUAUAUAAAACUAUUUAAGUUGCUAUACCUACUCGAAGUUCCUAUAAAAGUCGACAGGUAAUACGAAUUUAUUAUUUUCUAACUCACGAUUUUUUAUUCGAGCGUAUGACCCCUUCGUGUGUAUUGCAUUCCAACAUACGACGCGUUUUUAAAAUACAACAUUACCUACAAGUGUAUUUAAAUAUAUUAUAUUUUAAAACACGUCAUCAAAUUGCUACCAUAAAUUCCAUAACACCAAAAUAUAUUUCAUGCCCUAACAAUUCUAUACAUAAAAUUUUGAUUUGCAUAUUUUGAAAUUUUUGCAAUUUUAGGACAUAUUUUUGAAUUUUUAUGGCCACAAAAUAAAAUGUUCGAAUUUCCUUUCUUUAUUUUUAAUUUCUCUUUUUUCUUUUUUAGAUCACACUUUAUAAAUUGUUAAGAAUUGACUGCAUACAUAUUUUAUAGAUUUUUAGGAGAUAUAUCUGCCCUAAUUAUAAUAUAAUGCGUGAAUAUUAUGCGAAUAAUUUAGUAAAAUUUCCCUGGUACACCUAAUCUCACUAAACACUGGACUGACAUUCAUAAAUUUUACAUCAAUAAAUAUUGGCCUUUAUUCCCGGAAUGCUAUAUAUCACCAACCACUCUGCCAAAAAAAAUUAAUGCUUGAAAUAUUAUUGGUGCUAUAGAUUAGACUUAGGUUCGAUUGUUUGUUUGUUAUCUAUAGAAAUCCUAGCCCUUUGAGCAAGUGCCACUAAAAUGUAUGGACAUAGUCAUAUAUCACGGCCCUGAAAAGGUUUUCGGAACAUUCCGAUCUUCUCUUAUGACCAAGGGGAUUGGUACUUCUAUAAACGGGAAAUAUUGGAGUUUAACAUGGGAUAAUAUAAUGCAACGUGGUGAUAAUAUAACCACCUUAUAAUAGAAUUUUCAAUGAAUUAUUUAUUAUAAAUAUUCAAUGGCAAAACCACUAGGAAUUUCAAAACUGCACAUGUAGAAUUCGAAACUAUCGUAUUCUGUACGUACUGUAAAUAUAUUAUCAUAUUUUAUUAGGACAGUAUGUAUUAGGUAGGUAAAUCUUUGAAUAUAAGUUUGUUUGAUUUUUUUUUUUAAUUUUGGAGACAAUUUAAUUUAAAUAUUAUGUAAAUAGUUUUGUAGCCUUUAGGUGUAUUCAAUGAAUUCCAAAUUAAUUUAUUUUAUUUUAUUUAAUUAUUUAGUGAUCAUUAAAUUAUUUUGUACCUAUAGAAUGAAUACACUUAAACGUGGACGAUAAUGGUACGACAUUUCUCUGAAAGUCAAUAAAUUAUUCAUAUUCUUUCCGAAUCGUUUUAUACCUAGUCCCCAAAGUUAUUAUUAUACUUAUACUCAAUCGCGAUUAUUUAUUGAAAUGUGUCCAAUUAGAAAAAUUAAAAACUACAAUUUAUUUAUUAUUCAUGUGACUUAUUUGUAAUACUAUUCUAAAUCUAAUUAUGUACAAUAUUAAUGCAAAUGUUUUAUAUUUUUAAUCUUAUUUCUAUGGGACACUUGGUGGUUUACUCGUAACCCUAAAACACUAACUCCACAGUGUAGGUAUACACUCAUAUUCAUGAGUAUUGAAAGUAAAUAACUGUUGAGUAAAAUCCAAAAUAAUACAUUUUGGUACGUAAAUCCGUGAACGUAAAAAAUAAACACGUAAUAGUAAAAUCGACUAUAAAUGUUCCGCCCAAUUAAACUCCUCCAGUCUGUUAUAAAAAUUCUACGGUGGCACAAUAAGAAAAUACAAGCAUUUUAUUCCCUUGUCAUCACGAAUAAAACAAUUUCUAUCUUGACUGUUCAAUAAAAUAUUUUCGAAAUCGAAAGCUUCGGAUAAUUCGUCAAUUGUAUUUUUAAAAUGUUUGAUAAAAUAUUUGUCUUGAGUUGAAUAGACGUUUUCUUUCCUAAUUUCGUGAAUAUAGCUACUAGGAAAAAUAUGAAGCUAGUUGACAGGUUUUUGACUAAUUUCUUUUAAAAUUACUUUAGACGGCCGUCGAGUAAAUAAAUCUUUAGUGUCUUUCCGUUGACAAGCAGAUUCCAUGCAAUUUUCAGAUUCACAUUUUUCUUCUGGUACAGCUAUUUAUGGUUUCCGUGAAUAUCUGUAUGUAUAGAUAGAGUACUAGUCAUAAUUGUAAUUCGUUUUCGAUAUAUAAGCAGUUAAUGGCUUAACAUUUUUUUUUUUUUUUUUAACAACAAUAUCUAUAACUUAUUUUCUUUUUUUUAGGAAAAUACAUAGGUAUUAUAUAAUAGUAUGUAUUAAAAUAUUAUACAAUGUUAAAUUAUGUAUAACGUAAGUUUGUAUGUUAUUAAGUUUGAUAAUCCAUGAGUAUCAGGUGCCAAGCCAGAAAUUUCCAAAGGGGGAUGUUAUGAAAAGUAACCAUACCUACUUAUUAAUUGAAAAAAUACGGAUACACUUCGCACAAUGGUGGGACACUGUUAUAGGAGAGAAUUUGGGAAGAUAAGAUGUAGAGGGAAAUGUACAUCCGUACGAAACGAUUAAUCAUUGCUAACGAAAAACGAUUCUGAAUAAUAUUUACGAUUUUCGUCAAAAUUUGAUAUUAAAAUUCUUAUAAAAAAAAAUACUACAUUAAACUCAAUUUUUUUUUUUGAAUAAACAUUAAGUACAAUUUAUAAUAAACCUCCCGUCAAAUUGUCAAGCGUUAAUGUUCAGUUUAACAUUUUAUCCACAAAAUACCUACAGAAUAUAAAUUACUUAAAAACUUGCAAAAUUGAAAUGUAUAAAUAGCUCAAAAAUAACAAAUGAUUUGAACAUUUGUUCACGUCUAGAAAAGGCUACUUAAAAUUGUAUACCUGAAUUUCAAGUCUCCACCUAUAUUUUAACAAAAUUACAAUAAAAAACAAAAUAUCAUCUAAUAAACAGGACGAAAAUGAUUCGUGCAAGUGAAGACCAAUGUCGAUUUUAAUAAAAAAUUGAUCUCUCCAUUUGGUGAUUACCUAUCCGAUUAUUUGUCCACUAUAAAUAUGUUUAGUAUCACUACUGUAACAGAGUGAUGAAUAAACUAUUAUAUUGACAGUUAAUUAUUGAGUUUGCACGGGAUGUUUUGCGUUAGGCGUUAAUAUAAAUGUAGGUAUGGUAAUAAAAUAUUUGAAAUCUUUGAAAGCUAUUUUGGCAAGAUGUGUAAAAAAAUUAUAUUGUAGUUUGUAAUGAAGUGUUGACAGAUUACCUAUUACAAAAAUCUUAAAAACAUAUUAAUAAAGGCAAAACGAAUAAUAGAAUCGCAUAUGCAUAUGUUAUAUACUUUUAUCUAAUAUUAUAUAUAAAAAAAAAAAUAUAAAAUGUGCAGAUUUUUAAAAUAUUAAAUCACAAGAAUUUUAACAAAUUUGUUUGAUACUUAUACAGUUAUUUAAUAUUUAAUUAAUUAGUAACACAUUUAAUAAUUAUUAAUUAGUAAUUACGCAUAUGAUUUGACGAGACUUGAAAAUACUUAUAUAAUUAUUAUUAUCGUAUAAUAAUGAUACAUUAACAAUUUACUAUAUUAAACUGUGGAUCAAUUACGAUCAGAUUAUUUUAUUCCUUGGAGUUUCUUGUUUUCUUUAGAAAUCAAACAUUUUGAGAAAUCAGGAAGAUUAUAAUGUUUCUUUUUUGCGUAGUAAGUAGAUUGAUAAAUGAUUCUCGAAAAAAUUGUUGCGCUUUUAUUGCUUUAAAUAAACGAAUAUUUGAAAGUUAAAAUUUCCUAGUAUAAAAAACAAAUAAUUAGGUAUUUCUCAUCACUCGAAAUUAUUUGAAAAAGAGUUUAAAUAAAUAAAUUUGGAGCUCCGAAAUAACUGUAGUACAUGACUGUAGUAUCAAAUUCAUUUUCUGAUUAUUAAUUCUUAAUUUACAAAGCACUACAAUAUGUAAAUUAAAUUAUAGUAUAGUAAAAGAAUUCCCUUGUAUGAAGUAAAAACGACAAUUUAAUGAAAUUAUUAAAGCAGAACGUGAUAAAAUUGUACAAUAUGAACAGAGGAAAUUAACUACAUUUUGUAACGCCUAUAAUAUUAUGAAUAUUAUGAUAAAUUACAAAAUCGCAAUGCUUUUCAAAGCCCGUAAAUUCGUAAAAUAAUAUUUCCGCAAUUAUUCUUGAUAUAUUAUUUCAAGUAGGUACUACUUUAAUUUAUAAUAUACAAAUUAUUAAUUUAAUUGAAUAAACUAAAUUUAUAGAUUAGAGCCCAUUUAAUUUUAACUGAAAAUAUAUAUUAUAGGUAUUAUCACUCUAUUAUAUUUACUUUUACUAACGAGUGGCGGAUUGUUUUGGUUUGGCGGACACCGAACAAUUAAAUGAUAGAAUUAAAGACAUGUAUUAAAUAUUUUCUUUGUCAUAUAAAUUGUAUUGAAAAAUAAAUAAAUAAUGUUUCUGAAGAUAUCGCCUGUCGGCCAAUUGUAAUUAGAAACAUGACCUGAUGAAUGUACUCAUUAGAAGUAGGUAUAUAAUAAUUUAGUAAAAAAAUUGAUCAUUUAUUGUAAUAAAUUUAUAACAAAAUUAUCUUGAAUCUGUUUCCCCUCCUAAUUUUACAAUUAAGUAUUUUGAACUAAAUAAACUUCCUAAACUAAUUGCUCUGGAAGACAUUUCUUAUCAAUUUUAAAAAGCAUAAAAACGAUCCGAAACCUAUCAAGUGUAAUUCUUGUUUAAAUACUUUGAUAUUAAAUAUUGAUAAUCAACUAUUAAAUGAUAUUUCGUUCACUGAUAAGAUCAAAAAAUUUUCGAACUGUUGGCUAGAAAAUGUCUAUAACAUAAUCCUUCAUCUAACCAAUGACAUUGCCAACCCAUGGAUAUUAUCGUAAGGUUCAUUUUAGGAUUUACAUAAAUAACAAACAACACUUGUAUAAUUAAAAUUGCAUUCAGCGCAUAAAUCCGUUUUUAGAUUUGAACACUAGCUCAAAAAGUGUUUCCAACGAAGUUCUAAAGGCUUUUGUUAACCACGUAGAAUGAAAGAGAUUUAAAGCAAUACUAUUAAAUCCUGAUUAAAUGCCUACAAAGGAUAUGUUGUGGCCGCAGAACAUUUUGUAAGCUCCUACACAUGUUGAACAUUAGUGUAGAUAUCUACUGUACUUUUAAUACAUUCAAAUUCGAAAAUAAUAGAAAGACUAAUACUUUAGGAAAUAAAAUAAAAAAAUAUCGGCCACGACCAUUAACACGAGCAUAUCUCUCUAUUAUAUAAAAAAACGUUUUGAUAUCUAUAUGUGCCAUAUAUUAUAUUACGAGUAAAACCAAGGACAAGUCAACUAACACCUAGUUAAUAAAUAAUACAUAUAAUACAAAUAAUUAUGUAUAAAUAAUAAAAUAGACAUUUUCAUUGAUAUUUUAGACUCUGAGCCGAGUUAGGAAUGUAUUAGUUUUAGAAUGAUGUUUAUUUUUUUUUAUGUUGUGUACAAAAAUUCCACCAGAAAUCUUGGUCUGAUUUUCAAGUGUGCCACCUUUCUGAAAGGAAAUUUUAUCUGAGUAGUAUUUUAAGAAUGUAAUUUUUUUGAUUUUACAAGGAGUUUCAUAAUAAUUUAUAAAAACUGGGAAAACAUAGGAAAACAGGAAAAUUUACGAAAAUAAUGCUUUUAUAAAUUUAAAUUGUAUUUAUUGUUUUGUUGUAAUUCAAUUUCAUGUUCAUAGAGACUUGGAAUUCUGACAAUAACCUUACAUUUUCCUUUUAUAUACGUGGUAAAACACGUGAGCCAUUUUUGAGCUUUUAUAGACAUUUUAAUUUUGCGAGUUUUUUUAUGUAAUAUUUAUUUGAUAAGUACUCUGUGGAUAAAUUUGACGAUCAGGUUUUAUUAUUUUAUCCAAAGCAAAACGAUAUUUAGAGAGUUUAAAGAACUGAUUAUUAUCUUAAAAAUCGUUUAAAAAAGGCGCAAGAUAAAACAAAAUUAUCUAAGCAUUUUAAUUAUGCUCUUGUCGGUCAGAUCUUUGGUAUACAUCGGACAUUAUUUUUAAAAAAAUGAUUCAAUACCAUAUUAAAAAUUAGAAACCACAAAAAAAAUUAUAAGUUUUAAAUAAUAAAUUCGAACAUAAAACAUGCAGAUUACAAGUAUUCAAAAUGAAUCAUAUCGCAAAGUAAAUAAUAUCAAAACAAGAUCACGUUCAAAAUAGUAUCAAAAUUGUAUGUUUAAACAAAUAGUUGACCCUAAUUAGUAAUUACUAAUUAUUAAAUGUGUAACUAAUUAAUUAAAUAUUAAAUAAUUGUAUAAGUAUCAAAAAAUUUGUUAAAGCUCUUAUGAUUUAUUAUUUUAAAAAUCUGCACAUUUUACAUUUUUUUUUUUUUUAUAUAAUAUUAGAUACAAGUAUAGGUACUUGUACUUCAAUGCUUUAGGUGACAGUUUUAAUUUUAUUUCCAGUUCAAUGACUUUUAUCGCAGUAAGUCUAAUAAAUUCUUAAUACCAUUCCCAUUGUUUUUAUUUUUUUUUUUUGCUCUUUUUAAUAAAUAUAGUCGUUCAUUUAUUUAUAGUUCUGUCGUUAAAGCUGUAUUUCUUUAUCAUUGAAUUAAUCUAAAGUUGAAACAAAUAUCAAUUAGUUUUUUUUAGAACUUAAACUUCACAAUCAUAAUAUAUAAAUUCCCUCCUCUUACUCGAAAAAAAAAAUCACUUAAUAAUUACUAAACACUAAAUAAUAGCUAUCGUGUUUUACCGUGUUAUAUUAGUAAGUACCGUUUUAGUUGAAUUGUCGUUGUAAGAGAGAAGGAGGGGGAAUAAUAAAAAAAAAUGAAACGAAAAACAAAACAAAAUAUGAACCAAAACGGCCUAUUGUUUAGCUAUAGGGGUUGUAUAUAAAUAUAUAUAAAGGUGACGUUCGUGUUUAUAGUUGUGGGACAUUGCGUUACCUGUAGGGACGGGUUGUGUGGGAAGGGUCUAAGGGAAAGAGUGAGAUUGGAAAAAAAAACAAGAGCCUCGAGUAGAUGUGAAGUCAUUAAAAACAACGGCUAUUAUGAAUUUCGCCGGUCGCGUGCCAGUAAGUAUAUGUAUGUAGUGUAGCGUACACCCUAUUGCUUGUAUAUAAUAUACAUACGUAAGUACAGCAAACGGUUUUAGGCUAGAAACGAGAAUUCGAGGGAGACUUCCCUUCCAAACAAUAAACGAAAAAAUAGGUACAAUAAUAAUAGCCAAUAUGAGAAAAUCCCUUCCAUUGUACGACGUGGGGUAAUAUUAUUUUAGCGAAUCUGAGUAAUUUAUUGAAGGCAUUUCUCCCUGUGUAUUAAGUCAAACCGACACCUAAACCUUACAUCUACAUCUAAAUACUUACCAACUAAACCCGGUGAUCUCAUGCAAUCAAUGUUAAAUCGUCAGCGUGCGUCAAUCAAAAUAUCAAAAAAUCUGAAGAAUACUCGAAGAAUUUAUGGUCUGUUUUUUUUUUAAUGGAUUAGUCAUAAAAUAUCUGCAGGAAAGUAAUUACUAAAAUUGAAAGCUAAUGGACCAAACAUUAGUUAUGAGUCAUAAGUUUUUUUUGUCCUUUGAAAACUUUAAUUAUACGAAUUAGGUAGGUAGGUACCUAAAUAAUAUAUUUUAUGCUAAUAUCGUGGCCUUUAUUAUUAUUACAAUAACUUGUGUCCAUUUUUUUAAUUUUUAAUUUUUUUUAUUAAAAUUUAAAAUGUUUAAACAAAUAAUUUACAUAUUAUACGCAUUAUACAUAUUAUAAAAUAUAUUAUAUUUUAAAAAGAUGAGAAUAAUAUGUUUUGUCAAAGAUCUAUCUUGACUAGAAUCAGUUAUCUUUUUUGAAUAUAUCUACCUACUUUUUCGAUCUUAUAUCAAAAAUAAUUCAUUUUAACAAAUAAAUAUAUACAUUAUACAUUUACAAUGUAUAUUUAUAUGUGUAUAAUUUUAUUUUGUUAGUUUGAUAGUUGUUCUUUUUAUUUUUCGUGUAGUCUCCUUAACAAUCGUACGAAGUAUGUCCAUUGUCCGUCUGUUUUUUUAGAAUAAAUUAUACUGUUUAUUAACACUUAGAAGAUUCAUUUGACAAUCGUAUUAACCAUUUUUAUAAAUAAUAUACACUCAAUAAAUAUAAUUGAUUGAACUUGAGCGUAACAUAAUUUAUUAUCCAUCAAAUAAUGAUGGGUUAAAUUUAAUAACACAUACACGAACGUACCUAAUCAUUUUGACUGAUUAUUAGCGAUAAACGUGUUGUCACAAAUAAAACGAUUCAAUUAUUUGGUAACGCGUGGAUUUUAAUAAAAGGUGAAUACAAUUUGUUUUGGGUGUUCUUCGAAUGAUUCAAAUGAUUCAAAACGUCAGUUAAUAUAUUAUUAAACAGAUUUAAAUUAAGUAAACUUAGUGUGCAAAUGGCACGCUAAGUGGUAACUUUUGGUGUAUCUUAAAAUCAUACAUCUUCAAUAAUUACUUGGCUCAUUUAUAUUAGUAUUUAAUAAAACUAAGGUAAAAUAUUUUUAAAAAUUGAAUUUCAAUGUAUUUUUUAUUUUUUUUUUUUUUUUUUUGGUUGAAAUACUAGAACGUAAAUUCCUAGCGUAACAAGAAAUAAUUGACAAAAAUCGUAAAAAUUAUGGUUUAUCCUUGCGUAUAGAUAUAAAUUAAAUAUUUUGUGUAUUAUACCUUCCCAACUUCCCAUCUACAACAGUAGCUCGACCCAUACCCAUUAUCAGCUCUUUUUUUGAUUUUAUGUGAACCGAAUUAUUUUGUCUUUAAAGUUCAAAUUUUAAUUAAAAUCAUAAAAACACGUCAUUUUGCGUACUGUUUACUAGUUGUUGCUGUUCAAAAAUAAUGACCCGGUGCCAGAGUGUUUUUCGAUUCAAAAUUCUAAUACCUCGCACAGUGGUUCGAUUUGGAUAAAAAAAAUUAAUUUUUGUUGAAAAAAAAGAUAUUCAAAAGUUCGAAUUGAACUCUGUUUUUAAAUAUUUUCAUCUAAAACUUUAUAAUACUUGUUUCAAAAAGUUUAACUUGUAACCUUUUUUAAACAAUUAUUUGAAAUCAAAAUGAAAAAUUGUAGUUAAAUGUAGUCUGUAGAAUAUUGUUGUUUAUCAAUUAAAAAAAAAAAAAGUAAAAUGAUUUAUUCAUUUAAAUUAAAUUAUAUAAACUGUAUAUAAUAUUCAACAUUCCUAUCACAUUUUUACCACAAAAAUGCUUCAAAUUUUACAGGAGGUUAAUUGUAAGUUGCACUUGGUAAUAAAAAAAAAGGUUAAAUAUUUUUUUUUUUAUAAGAGUUUUAAUAUCAAACUUUUACGAAAAUCGUAAAUAUUACGGCCUUUCAGAACAUAUAUAUAUUCUAUAACCAAACUUUGUUCCGAAUCGUUUUUUGUUCGCAAUGGUUUAUCUUCGGUUACAGGUAUAAAUUAAAUAACUUUAUGUAUUCUAACUUCCCAACUUCCCACCUAUAACAGUGGUACACCUGUCCACUGAUACUGGAUCAGCUAUUUUUGAUCGUUUUUUUAUAAAUUAUUGAUUUUUAUUAUUUUGUUUAGAAUCAUGGUAGCUGACCACAAAUAAAUGGGAAAAGAGGCGAGGAAGAAGAAGAAAAUUAUUUUGUUUACAGACCAUAAGAUGGAAAGAUUAAAAUGUCCAUAAAUCGUUUAAGGCCUAAAAUGAAGAUGGCUAAAAGUAUACUAAUUGUAAAAAUUACAUCCAUUAUGGCAAUAUUCAUGUUUCUGAUUAUCGAAUCUAGUAAGUAUAAUAAUAAAAGUUCCUUUAUAAAUUUAACCUUAUAAGGUGGUUACUACUGGUUAGGACGAGGACUAGGACUAGGACUUAGGAUUGGGAUCAAAGCAAUACUAGUACUACUAGUUGGGUAUUUUGCAUUCAAUUAUAUAAUAAGCCGAAUAAAAAUGAAUACCUUGAAUAAACAAAAAUAAUAAUCAUAUGAAUAAUUAAUUCAUGUGGUCUAUUUGUGAUAAUACAUAUGCAAAUAUAGUAAAAUGGGAAAUUAACAACAAAUUGUAUUUUAUCAGUUGUAAAGAAGAACAAAAUAAAAUUCGUAUACAGUACCCAUACCAAAACUCAAAUUUGAACAGUCAACAGUUAUAAAGUUUUAUUUUUGAAACGUUGUUUACGAAUUUUGUAUUUAAAAACCUGUUAACCUAUGUUUUGAGGAGGCGGCGGCGGUGAGACGAUAGCGGUGAUGGAAUAGUAGAGUGGUGCCGUAACGGAAAAUUAGUAAGAAGUGAUACGUAGAAAUAGUAAGUAGUAGGUGAUGGUAGCUCGAUGGUGGAGGGAAUGGAGAUAGCGUAGGGUAGUGAUAGCGGUAGGGUGGUACUAUAACGAAAAAAUCAGUGAUGGAAAAUAAGUUAGCGACAAAUUUGCCAUUAGUCAUGUUUUAAUCAGGGGAAGAUUUCUGGUAGGAAAAUUUUUAAAAAGACAAAAAAAAAAUGCGUGCAUUGUUAGAUAAAACUAAUACAUUCCUCUAACAUAUUUUUAACAUUUAGAAUCUAAUAUUAAUAUUAAUAUUGAGUAUACACUUCUUUUACAAAAUCAACUAUUUAAAAUUAUUAGAUAUUGGUGAAGCAGUUAAAAUGAUUGGUAUCAAGGUACCCGCGUUCAUAUAUAUUGGAGAUUCGGUACAGCUAUUUUGUGAUUAUGACAUGCAGAUGGAUACACUUUAUUCAGUUACCUGGUAUAAAGACAACGAAGAGUUCUACAGGUACGUUCCAUCAUCAUCUCCACUAGACAAACACAGCUUCAAUAUGGACGGGAUAACGGUUGAUGUAAGUAUAUGCUUUGCACAAGAUAGAAAAAAUUGUUUAAACUUUAAAUAUCCUUAACUUGAUCCUUACAUAUAUGAGAUAGAACUCAUUAUAAUAUAUUUAAUAUAAUAAUAUCAGUUAUAAUAUUAAAAUUAUAAAGAUUAUUAAAAAUAAACUAACUUCAAUGCCUUAAAUAUCAAAAUUACCAUAUCAAAACCUUGUGAAUAAUGGUCAAAAUUAAAAUUAAAAACAUAAAUGUAUUAAAUCUUCUAUUAAAUUUAAAUAUAUUUGACAUGAGUUGACAUUUUUAGUAGUACUUAUAGCAGAUUUCGAUAAACAGAAUAUUUGGCAAAAUUAAUUUUAACUAACUAAAUUUGCUAAAAUAUGCUGAAAUAGAUUAAUUCACCGAUUUAACCAUUUUAAAAUAAUGGAGUUAUAAAAUAAAUAACACAUCCAACACAAAUAUUUUCUAAACCAUAAAUAACAACAUACUUUUUUUGUACUAAGAACGUGUUUUACCGUGAAUUUUAUUUAAAUUUCAUCAAAUCUAGGAAUUUAAAUGUUUGAAAAAACAUCUUAUUGGAAACUCUUAAACAUUUCCAAUUUUAUAAGAGAGGUCAUAUGAAAACUUUUAAAUAGAAGUUAUGUAAUUAUUUACCCAAACCAUGUUCACAGACAAAAAAAAAGAGAGGGAUCAGCAUACUUUAAGGGACAACCUUUUUUUUUUUUUUACUUCUAUUUAUACAAAUUAAUUUUUUUUCUCGGUUAACGAUGUUGAAAUUAGUAUUUUUGCGGUCCACCACAGUUUUUAAGUUAAAACAAAUAACUACCGUGAAAUGUAAUAUUUUUAAUACACAAAUUUAACUAAUUCAAAAUAAAUAACAGAUAUAAAUAUCUUAUUUAAAGAUAAUCAAAAGCUAAAUCUUAAUUUAUUUAUCAAUUAGUAAUUACUAUACAUAUUACAUAAUUUUUUAGUUAGGCAUAGUAUGAAAUAAAUACAAUUAUUAUUAAGAUAUUAAAUAGCAGGGAAAUAACAAUCGUGGGCUUUCUGUUGCUCUUUGGAUUUAAUAAAAUAUAUAGAAUUCUAGAAAAUACGAGUAUUUUACUUUAAUGCUUUUCGGUUUGCCUUACUAUCCCGGUCUAGUUUUUAACAGCAAACCGAAAGCUAUUUUUUAUUUAAGUUCUGACAUGAACACGUGAAACGAACAAAUGAAGGUUACUGAGGUAGGCCUAGAGAAAACGCAGUCUACUCCUUCAGCUUUUAUUCGAUGUUAAAUAUUGUGUACUAUUACAUUUUCAACGAAAGGUCCAUAGGAUAUCGGACAUAGAAAAUGGAAACUACCAAUCACGACUUAUAUGAAACAGUUAAACGCAAAAUGCAAGUGCACGUAAAAUAAUACGUAUUAUGUUCAAACAUUAGGCAUGAAAGUAAAUAUGAACCUAAUCGCCACCUCCUUUAGCUCAACAAAACACGUUUAAAACAAAAAAUUAUAUGGCUGAAAAAGAAAAAUGGCAAUUCAAUUAGGUAUUCUGGCUAUAACUCAAUAACUAUUGACGAUCCCAAAAUAUAUUAUUCAAAGCCGUUUUAGGAUAAAAAUAAGAGCACCUAAGAAAAAAAAUGUGUACGGCCCACAAAGUCACGUCUGUUCGACUGCAUUUGAGUUUCGUCCCAAGUAUAAAAAUUUAAUGUAAAGGUAUACCGAUUCCGUCCCGGAUUUUUAAAUGAUAUAUUAUUUCCGUCCCGUUUAUAUUUUGCAUUAUUUAUAAAAUAAAUAUUUCUUAAGUUUAAUCUUUAACCAAUCAGUUAAACCUAAAACCUCGGUUUAUAUAAAAUUUACGACUACGAUAACAAUAUCAAUAAAAAUAUAGAUAUUAUUUAGAAAUGAAGAUAAUAUUGAUUUCAUAAACUCUUCAGUCGGUAUUUAUGAGUGUCGGCCGUGCUGGUAAAAUAAUAGUCUACAAUAUAAAUAGUGAAAAAGGUAACAUUUGAAUAUUGAUCAAAACGAUUAUACAUUUUGUUUUCACAAAGAAUUAAAAAAACAAUAUUUAACGCUGAAAAUGCAUUCAAAAAUUAUGUAUAAAAAUUGGUAAGUGUUUAAAUUGUAUAUAAUAUACUCGUAUUAAAGUUUUAACACGUUAACCACUAAAAGGAUUUUCACUGUUACCUAUAUUAUUCCCUUAUAACACAAAUAAUGUUUUUAUGAGUAUUAUUAUUAUUAUACUAGCUUAAAUUAUUAAAGCGUAUUAAUAUCGUAAUAUUGUAGUAAACCUUUUUUUAACUGGAACGGAAUUUGUAUAAAAAAAAGUUAUUGGCAUGGAACUCAGAUGCAGCCGUCUGUUCCGACGUGCGUACAAAACCAAUAGGCACCUCGAUCCACUAUGUGAAUUUAAAAAAGUGAUAAUUAUUCAAAUUCUCAUUGAUAACUUGUAGUAAUCACGUGAAAAUGAAUUUUUAGUCAUAGCAUUUGAAUAACAUCAGUUAUUUUACUAUCCAUGCUUAAAGUUCAAAUAAUACGAAAACAAUCUAAUUAAAAUAUAGUUUUUGCAUAGAGACCAAAAUAUACAACACUUUUAAAAAAUAGGUAAUACAAAAUUAUCUAAUGCUUGCAUAUUUAAAUUAUAUUAGCCAAUAUUAAAUAAUGCGCAAGAAACAUCAAAAAUGGAAAUUGACUCUAAAAUAAGAUAACAUAGUUACAACAAUAGUGUUAAAGUUUGUAGUUAAUAGUAUCUAUAGUUAGUACACUUUAAAGUUUAUAAUAUCUAUUCGAUUUAUAUUUUUCAGGUAUGGGGAUGUAUUACUAAGAACAUAAUCAUGAUAAAUUUCGAAAAAAAAAAAACUAAAACUUAAAAUUAAUAUAAUACUAAAACCUAAAAUUUCCUAUUUUUUCCGCGUGUAUAUUAUUUUUAUAAUCCAAAAUACUAAACGAAAAUAUAAACAACAAUCUAAAAGGAAACCCAUAGUUAAAUAUCAUAACACGGGUUGUACAAUAUAACAAUUAAGAUUGUAAUAGACAUUCCUAUAGAAUUAGGUACAACUAUAUUUUAAUGUUAAAUUAACUCGACUACAGUUGUUGUGAGAAUCAAGCAGUUGAUAUAACCUGAGGUACUUAAUAUUCUUGUGUAUAUAUAGCCACUAUAAUAUAUAAUAUAAUAUAGAGUAUACUUGUAUAUUAUACGAGUAUACAAUAUCAUUAGUAUUUACAUUGUUUCACAUAAGUUUAACGUAAUAUUAGUAAUAAUAUGAAAAGGUAUGAUAAUAUAAGUAAUAAUAAUUCGAGAUGCCUGCAUCCUACAUAUGCAGACCAAAAUCGUUGUGUUAUUAAACAGAAUAAAUUACAUAAACUUUCGUACCUAGCGCAAUAUUAUAAUAAUUAAAAACUAUAUUUUAUAAAGUAUAAAAUAAUUUUGGUUUACUAAAUUAGACCAAAUGAUUCGAGGGAAAGUUUUAAAGCGAUGUAGGGAUAAAUAAAAUGUGUGUAGCCCACGUUGUUAAAGGAUAUUACCAGAAGAGACCAUUUUAAUCGAGUUUUAUUGUAAAUCAUAUACCUAUAUAAUAUGUAAACAAAGUAAACAAAUAAAUUGUAUAAAUAAAUUUGAAUUAUAAUUUCAUAAGAAGCGAGUAUUGUACUAUAUUACAAAAAUCCUUUAUUUUUCACUCAUUAAAUAGAAGCCAGGCCCCAAUUAGUAUAUUUGUAUGUUAUCAAUUUAGGAAUGUUGUCAACCACUUAAGUAUACUUAGGUUAUUAUAAUGAAUUUGUAAUACAUUAUUGACUAUCUUAAUUCCCAGUUAGUAAAUAAUUUCGAAACCAAAUUCGGCCUUUAGUUUAUUUAAAAAAAAAUAAAAUUGUAAAUAUUGAAAAUAUUUACAGUUAAGGUUAAGGACUUGUAGCUCUAAAGAGUUACCAAAUAUAAACUUAAAUACUUAAAAUAUACUUUUCAUGCAAAAUAAAAUAAUCCAAAAUAUGCAUGAAAAAUAUAAAAUUAGAAAUUUAAAGCAAGAUUUUUUUAUAAAAUAUAUUUUACUUGGGUACUUGUAAGAUACUUCUUCCAAUUUUAAAAUAUAACAAAAGUAAUAUUUCAGUUUUUUAAAAUAUCUAAGAUUAGACCUCAAAUUACGACACAUAAUUUCUUAAUUACGAAAAUAAUGAUGAUUUAACCUCAGACAUUUUAUACAUAAAAAUAAAUAACCUUCAAAAUAAAAUAAAUCGCUAAGUGAACAUGUAUUCAACCGUUUAAAAACAGAACACUGGAAUGUGAAUAAAUCGACAGAUUUAUCACGGGUUAAGGGUCACAGGAAAAAUCUGCCUCCGCAAACAAUUAAUAACCUUAUUAUAUGAUAAAAAUUCAAGAUAAAUUUAAAUCUAACAUUAAAUGUUGGUUGUAUUAUUGAAUAAGAUAAAAACAUAAUUAUGAAAAUUAUUGAUAAAAUUAUUAAUCAAAUAAAAUAUGUCUCAAAAAUUAUAGAACAAAAUAAAUAUGCACAAAAAUAAAAAGACAAAAUAUGCAUUUAAAAAAAUAAAUUACAAAUCUAACUUUGCCAUGCUAAUAAAACGUAUUCGUUUCUUACUCUGUUAUUUUUUUAAUAGUAUAAAACAAAUAUGCAAAUGCUACAAGUCUUCUGCCUUAUUUAUAAGCUUUUUCUUCUAAUAUAAAACAUAGUAUUAUACAGGUAGUAUAAUAUUAUUUUUUUUUUAAAUACACUUAACUGGGCUCAGUUUGUAUUUAAAUUUCGUUCAAUAAUAUUAACGGUAACCAAACAAAAAAAUACAAAUUAAUAUAACUUUAGUUAGUUGUAUACCUGUCUACCAAUAUUAAACACAUCUAUUGGUUUAUCACAGUUAUAUAUCCUAUGUGCUUCAAAUGACAAUUUCAGGACGGACUCAUACGAGGGAAUUAUUUUAAUGGACAUAUUAUAUGCUGCGUGUGAUGUGUGUCUCGUAGUUGUCGAUAUACUUUGAUAAACGCCGAGCACAUACGGUCCCUCAGCCAGAGCCCAGAGAUAUCGAUUUGUCUAUUAUAAUUUAGUUGUCAAGGCUUGUCUAAUUAGUCACUAAACAGCCAUAGGGGCCAACAUGAUAAUAUUAAAAUGACAGAGGCUGCCGAAGUGAUUACUGUACCCUAAUACCGUAACGUCUGCUGGUGACAUCGUAAUGUAAUUCAACUCAUACCUACCCGUACUGGGUUGUUACAAAAUUAAUGAUAAAACUGUUUUGCAAAACGCCUAUUAAUUUAAAACAAAAAAAAAAACGUUAUUAUAAACAUAUGUGUAAUAUUAUUUUUAAUCGAAUACCGUGAUGAAAUGAAUAUAGCUAGCUCAAAUCGCAAACAUUUUUAUUCGAAAUAAUGAUUAAAAUACUUUCAAAACGUUUUGAGUGUACAAGUUACACAGUUGGUACGAUUGAAAUUUGAUUACUAUACAUAAUCAUAUCACAAUAUUAUCAAACAAAAAGGCACAGAAUUCAACAAUACACCAACACUUAACCGUUCAAAUAAUGAAAAAAAUUCAUUCGGCUAAACUCACUAAACAUAAAUUUCAUAACCAAAAAGAGGAAAAAUCUCGAAAACGUAUCAAAUAAAAUUAUUUUGAUAUUAGUUCAUAUUCGAAUUACUGUAAAACGUUCAACUUUUAUUUAAGUACAAAUUGAUAGUGGUUUACAACAUAUUAAUAUAAAGCUAUUUUGGACUAAAUAGCCUUGGCAAAUAAAAAUAUAUAUAAUUUUCAAGAAAUAACAAUAAAAUAAUAUAACUAAAAAAUAACUGAUUCUGGGAACGGCUGUCUCCUUGCAGGUGUGAAAUUGGGAAGGUAGGAUACAUAAAGUUAUUUAAUUUCUAUCUGUAAGCAACGAUAAACUAUUCAGGGCCGGAUUAAGGUUUUUGCCACCCAUAAGCUGAAAAAAAUGUACCAUCUAAUUUGCAUAUUGAUAUUUUACUUCUAAAAGAUCCAUGAGGCGUUCAUAUUAAAAAAAAUGAUCAUUAAUAAAAUAAAAACAUAAAAUCAAUACUUUAUUUAUAUAUUUAAUAAAUGAAUAUUACUUAAGCAUUUUAAAAAAAAAAGAAAAAAUACAUACAAAUACAAUUAUUCAUAUUCUUCACUCUUCAAACAAUUCUGUAGUAAUAACUGAUCAAAAAAAACUAUCAGUUUGGAGUUUGAAAAGUCUACAUUCAUAUUUUGAUCAACACCGUGCAAUGCCACAAAGUGAAUAAAGUCUGCUGUUCGUAUCCAUUGAGAAGGAUCUUUACUAAAAACACUUGUUUUAAUUUUAUUUUGUAACUAUCUCUAUGCUGUCAUUCGAAUAAGUAUUUUUUUUUUUUUCAUUUACAUUCUGUACUGCUUCAAUAUCUCCAGAAUCUAUGACACUAGAAAAUAUUUUUGGACUUCCUGAUGUAAUUACUUCCUUACUAAAUAGUAUAUUAAUUAUCGGGACAUUUUUUAAAGCCAAUCUUUGUUUUUCUGAUUUUUCCUUGGCCAAUUUUCUGUAUUUGUCUCCACUUAACUCAGAACGUUUCAUUUUUAUAGUUAGGUUGAUCUAUAAUAGUAUUUCAUUCGAUAUUAAAAUAGGAAGAUUAAUAAAUAAUAAUAGAAUAAUAAUGAUAGUAUUAUGAUAUGUGUCAAUAAAAAUCAUUUUUACAUUUUUUCAUAUUGUGCAUUACCUACUAUAAUAAUAUAAUCGGCCGAUACAGGUUUUAAUCAUAGAUAAUAAAUGGUUUUAAUGCUUCCUUUCAUCACGAUUUACUACUUAUAUGAUAAAAUAAUAUUAAUAAUCAAAUAAAUAAUAAUGUAUAUAUUCAAUUUCGGUUGCGGUUUAUUUUGAACGCUUAAUAGGUGCCGAUAUUAUUUGACGUCGUACUGUGUUCAAAUAGCGUGGUUUUAUAUUUUAAAUUUAAAAAUAAUAUCUCAACGUAAUUUUUGCGUCACACCAUAAUAAAAUUAGCCGCCCUUUAAUAUUUGCCACCCUAGACUAUAGCCUAAACAGCCUAAGCGGUAAUACAGCCUUAAAAACCAUAGCUAACGAAAAACAAUUCGGAACAAAGUUCACUUAUAAAUAUACGCAUGUUUCGAAAGGCCAUAUUAUUUACGAUUUUCGUCAAGCUAUAAUAUUAAAAUUUGUAUUUUUUUUUUUUUUUACUACAAUAUACGACUUAUAAUGAAUUUCCUGUUGAAUUUUCAAGCAUUUCUGUUUAAUCUUAAAAUUUUAUCCACAGAGUACCUAAACCUACUAAAAAAAAUUCGCUAAGUCAAAAUGUCUUUAAAUAGCUCAAAAAUGGCUCAAAUGUAUUGAAAAUUAUACAAUAUUUAAAAAAUCAAAUAUGAGUUUUCUUUCCAAAUUUCAAAUCUACUAUUAUUUUAUAUUGAAUUGCAACAAUAAACAAAAUUGAAAAUAAUUAAACCAAUAUUUUCGUAAAUUUUUACGUUUUGCUCAUUAUUGCUUUUAUUAAAAAAAACUACUGGGAAAAUCAAAAAUCAACUUUUUUUUAUGAACAUCUGGGUCCAAAAUUUAACAAAAGAGUCACUUGGAAUUUUUUGAUAAAAGAAAUAUUUCUAGUAUAAAACAUUGUUUGCAAAUAUGAAAUGCAAUAAAAUCGGUAACGUCACGAAGUUCCGUAAAUAUUUGCCGUUUUCCAAUAACUUUUAUUUCCGGUUGCUUCCAAUUAUUACGAAACCCCUUUUGGAAAUCUGAAAAUGACCUCCUCAAUGCACCAAUUGGACAAAAUUUUCUGAUGAAAAGGUCCUAGAAAAGGUACUUUAUUUGGUACAUCGGGGAAUGAUUUCUGGUUGAAAAGUUGCUCACAGACAAACAAACAAAAUACAAAAUAUAAAAAUACACGCAUCAUAGUAAAAUUAAUAGAUCCCUCACUACGCUCCGAACGUAAAAAUAUAGUCUAGUGGUAGCUAUUUUUCGUUCAUAUUAUUGAAUUACGAGUAUCCCCAUAGAAUGUAAUUCAUUAAUUCGUAAUUCAUUACUCAUGAAUUCAUUCAAAGCUUUUUAAUCAUGCCCAAGUAAUAACAUAAUUAAAAUCUCUCGCGAAAUCAUAUUAUGUCUCAAGCUUUUGUAAAUUUAUAAUCUAGGUAAAAAUUUCCAACAGAAAACAACUACUUACACUUGUAUUGUACGACAAAUCACGGGUAGAUACUUUGUGAUUCCAUUCCUUUGAAAAUUAUAUUAAUUUACAGUUAGAUAUACUUACUUAAAGUUUAGCUACAGUUAGUUAUAGUUUAAAACAUAAUAUGAUAUUUUGAAGAUUUCUGUAGGGAUUUCACUCUUUUUAUUAAACUGUGGAGUACCUAUACGACAUUUUUCGAACAAUAAUAAUGUAUAAAUAGAUAGUCGUAUGCUCUAAUCUAUGUAAUAGAACUUGUAUGGGUGUCAUUAUACUAAAUGAAAAUGUACUAUUAAAUGGCAUACACAUUUGGAGUAUUAUUGGCUGUUAUUUUAAAAUAUUAAAUUCACAUGGUAUAUCUUGUAGAAGUCCAUUUUCCCAAAACUCACCACAAAUUUUUUUAAACUUAAAUAAUCCACGCGAUUAUGUAUUUUCUAUAAUAUCUAAAAUUUAUACCGGUGUUUCUCAAACUAUCUCAACUCGCAGCACCCCGUUUGAACUAAGGUUUUUUCAGGGCACCCUUGCAAAUCAAAAAUCUAAGUAGAGCAGUAUUAAUUAUAAUAGUAUUAGUUUUCCUGUAUAGUAUAUAAAACCUAUGUCGGCAAUUGUUGUCAGUUAUUUUUAAUUUUAUAUCGAAACUAUUGGAAAUAUAGAAAUUUUUUUUUAACUUAAGUACCAUUCAGAAAAAUAUCCGUAUCUUUUAAGGUGUAUUUAAUAUACUAUAUUAUUUGGAGCAUUCUUACUAACCAAACAAGUGUUUUCUGAGAAAAAAAAAAUCAAAAAAAAAGACCACGACGCCGCGCCCGUGCAACUUUCAUUGUCAUUGAGGUUUCGAGUUUAUUUUUAGACCAGAUACAAUUCAACAAUGUGGCGCAAUGCACACUUUUAGAACCACUAAUUUUUACCAGUUUUCUUAACAGCACAAAAAAGUUCCAAGUAAUUGGAUUCUAGUAAGUGGUUUCGGUACUCGGUAAUACAGCAUUUCAGUACCACUUUGAGCUUUCUAAAGAGUAGGCAAAAACUCUAAAAUUUAACUAUUGAUAACACUAUUCAUCUAUAUGAAUAAAUUGUUUAAUAUCGAUAGAUGCCUUUCAUCUAUACUAUAAAGCUUUACUGAAUAAUGAAUAACACAAUGGAUAACAUUUAGAUUCUCAACAAUUACUGAAACAAAUUUAAUUAUUAAUUUUUUAUUCACAGAAGUUGCAUUCAGACAACAAAAGAGUAACAUUGAUUUCCGCUAAUUUGCUGAUGAACGGUGAAUACAAGUGUGAAGUAUCUGCCGAAGCACCAUUUUUUUCGAGCGUGCACGCUGAAUCCAAAAUGGCUAUCAUAAGUAAGCUUACUAUAACCUUUAUUUUUAUAAUUAUGUUUAAACAUAGUAUUUAUACUGUUAAACGAAUAGGUGUGGAUUAGUAUCAAAACUAAGUUAUAACUUUUAAAUUUGUUUAUCAUUCACUUGUGUCUGUUUAAUGUAAUUUAAUUGAAGAUUAUUGAUUAAAUGCAUUAUGUAACGUAUGUGUGCCGAGUACACACUAAUGAGUACACUUAAAAAAUGAAGUACAACAGUAUUAGUUUAUUACUUAAUAAUAAUAGACUGCCCAAUAUGAAAAUCGGAUUUUAUUUUUUUUCUUUACUGGCAUUAUUUUAAUAGAUUACUAAUCAUAAUAUGCAUUAAAAUCACAAUUAACUACACAAUCGGAAAUAGAUUAAUGUCCAAAACAAAUGGACAAAUAAUAACAAAAAAUAGAUAUCCAACAAAACAAUUUGUUUGUGGACUGAUUAUAAUUCUCUAGGAUAAAAUAUAUAUUUAUCACUUCGAUUCAACACGUAUUAUUCGUGGUAUACUUCCAUAAAUUCAAAUCGACUAUUUUUACUUCAUGUUCUAAAUAUAGUUUGUGCCUGCAUACAUUUCUACUUAACGUCUAUUGAAACUGUCCACUGUAAUGUAGUCUGUUAUCUAAAUUUACUAUUAUAAUUAAAUCAAUGCUGACUGAAUUAACAUAUUUUCUACAUUAUUUGUAAAUACGUCACUAGUAGUAUUCUCGAUUAUGUAGUUACUAGUUUUCAUAUUGUGGAGCACCUGCAGUCGCAAAUAUAUUUGUAUUAGAAUUUUGAAUUUUUAGUAUUUUAUAAUCCCUAAAAUCACUAAAAUUAUGCAUUUUUUUUUAUUUAAACUAAUAAACGCCUAUUUAUAGUUUUUAUUUACAUAACUAUAUUUAAAUGUAGGUGUAUUAUAAAUUUGGUUUGUGUUUCUCCAAUGGUUUGGUGUGAAACCCCUGAAAUCCUACCCUAAUUCUUCCUCCUUAUGUAUACAUCUGCCUUUCAUACAUCACCAUCUAAAUAAACCUUAGUUUUAAACAAACAAUGCGUAUAGAUUAUCAAAUUAAAAUAUUUGCUAAAAUAAUAUAUAUAAAGGUAUCAUUAAUUUUAUAGAAUUUUGUUAUCUCCCCAUUUCGGGUAUUCGUGGUUUAAUACAAUUUCGUAUCUGUACCUAUCUGCACGAUCGUUAGUUUUAUACUAAAUAUUUACAGUUUAUUAUUAUACUAUAAUACCCAAUAAAUAGUGUAAUUAUAUUUUAAAGUUUUUUCGACUAAUAAUUAUAAUCUUUAUUACGUAUAAUUCACUAAGGGUAAUUUAUUUUAUAAAACCAUAAAAAAAUGAAGUAAUUAUUUACUAUCAUACAUAUAUAUAUAUAUAUGUAUAGAAAGGUAAGCAAAAAGUUUAUACUUAAACAUUUUGAUUGAGAUAAGUCAUUAUUAGUUUUACGUGAUCCGUUAAAGAAAUAUUUUGUGUUUAUCUUAUCUAUAUUGUCAAACUUGGAACCUUUAAAAAGUUAUUUAAACAAAACACUUUACCUAAUAAUAGCUAGUUCGUCUGUGUUAUUAACAUUUUCAAAGAAUACAAUUUAAACGUAUUAAUUUAUUUGAAAUACAAUAAUUAUAAAUGUUUUAAAUCAGAUAAAUAGUAUUUAUUAUUAUUUUGAAAUACAUAAAACAAACGUAAACAUUGGUUUUUACAAUAAUAAUGAUAACAGUUGUUAAGUUUAUUAUUAAUCUAUAAUUUUAAAUAUCUAAAUUAAAAGUAUUAAUUUUUAAUGUUUUUUAUAAAAAUAAUUUUUAACAUUUUAUCUAAACAAUAAUCAUUAUUUUUCAAAAUAUACGAGUAUACAUGUAUUACGUACUAGGAUGGUCUAAACGCAUAUUAGAUUAUUACAUAUUAAUACUUUCGAAUUGUUUUUAUAUAUUUUAUAUGUUUACGUAAAGUUAUUUCACAUGUAUAAUAAUAAACAAAUAAAAUAUUACUCUGAAAUUAAUGUAAUGUCCACGUCCAAUGUAGUUUUAAUUUAAACCAAAAUUGUAAUACAAACUUGCAAUUUUAUUUAGCUAAAUUACUUACAUAAAUAUGAUUAUAAAAAUGCCAAAUAAAAUCCAUGCUAUGAGUAUGCCGAUUUUAUACAUGGAUAAAAAGAAAAUUAGGAUAAUAUAUAGGGCAAUAUUUAAUUUAUAUACUGUAUGCAACAAUAAAUCAUUAUGAACGAAUACGAUUCUAAGUGGAGUAAUACGUACCUAGUAGUAGAUAUUAGUCGGCUUUUUGACUUCUUGCUAGGGUAACCAGAAAUCAACAAAAAACGAAAAAAAUACCGUAGGAGUUGAACCAUUAAAAAAUUCGAUAAAUAUUGCGAAUAUAGUACUACCGGACAUUACACAUUAUUUUAAGUACUGAAAAAUUCGAAGCAUUUUACUCACCAAAAAAGUAUAAUUAUUGUUCUUCUCCUUCACCAUCAAUCCAGCUAUUUAGAGUUGGCUAUUUUCGUCCUUAACAUCCACUUGACCUGAUCUUCCACCUCACAUACACCAGAUGUCCUCAUAUCAUUUUCAAUCACAUCCAACCACCUCUUUUUCAGUCUUUCUCUCCUUUCUUCUUACAUUUAUUUGUAUUACCAUUCUUACUGCUUCUGAUUUCUCUCACAGUCUCUCUUCAUAAUAUGCCUAAACCAUCUCACGUUUACAAAUACAAAAAAAAUUAAUUUUCAGAGGAAAUAUUAGGAAUUUCGAACAUGUUUUCAAAUAAAGUGCCAUCAAUUAAAAAAUCCGCGUAAAAAAAUCUGAGUAAUUUUCUAGAAAAAAAAGCACAUGUUUUAGUAAAACUAGAUGUUACACACUCCUAAUCAAAAAAAAAAAAACAUAAAAACAAUAAGUAAUUAAAAUAUUUAAAAAUAUUUCCGUUUACACUAUACCAGCAAUAAUUUAACAUCAUAAAUGUAGUUAUAUUCAUUACAACAAAAAUUUCUAUUAUACAACAAGUUUGUAACGUCUUCGACAUUAAAAUUUUCCCUAAACUUAGUAAAAUUCAAAUUGUAAAUAAAACAUAUUUACGUGGUUUAAACAAAUUUAAAAAAACUAAAAUAAUUUUUUCUAAAAAGAUCUAUCUCAACUAUUUAUUUGGUUUCUGUUAUCUGAAUACUUACUUGGGUUGGUACCUACCACAAAAGUUGUAUUAAGUUUAAAAGUAUUUAAUCCGUACAAAUAAUUUUGUAAAAAUAUAUAUAAAUUAAAUAAUUACUAAAAGACUGAGUAGUAAAUGAUUUAUUAUUUUUACCAUUAAUUAGUAUAAGAAACAUCGACCGAGAUUGUAGACAAAAUAUCACUUAAAAAUACAAAGUCGCCUUCACCUUUUAAAGAACUCUUACGAGGUACCUUAUUGAUGAGAAUAUUCGUAGAGCGUUUCACCUUAAACAAGGAAGCUACACGAAAUCGAAUACAUCAAUGUCUGGAAGGAAACUCAUUGGGGUAGAGCCGUUAAUAUUAAUUAUGUUUUAGCACUCCUUCACACUAUGUACACAUUGUGUGUCCUCGAAGUAUUUCAGCGACGCCUUCUCACUAUAUAGAGGGACCUGACAGCGUUAUUAUUAUGAUGGCCCCUUGAAAAAUGGUCACAGGCUUACACUGCCAUAUCGCACAAUACGUCGAUUUUCCUUACCCAAUUAUUUUAAUAGCCCAUUCACAACGAAUGUACAACGACGCCACGUACAACUAUUAAACCGCCCGAAAUGACUAAGUAAAACACGGAACUUUGCGCACUUUAACAAAACCUUUAUAUACUUUGUACCCUAUCUAUAGCCCAUACCCUUUCUAAAAUCUAAGGCCACACAUGGUACCCCAACUAACCACACUCCACUAGCGCGGUUAUUUUAAGCACAUUUUGGCCAUACAUUUUUUAUUUAACGGGUUAUAAGAUAUGUCAUUUGCAUAAUAGCUUAUUGUGAAACGCUUUGUACCCACACAAUAAAUUCUGGUACACUGGACAACAUAAUAUAGACAAAUUGCAUGUAUGAAAUAUAUAUAUAUAUAUAUAUAUAUAUAUUUUAAUGUAUCAAAUUGUUUAAUAUAAAAUAUUAAAUGAAAAUAUAUUACUAUUAUACUAAUAAUAUUAGUUAAAUCAAAUGUAUUAUCAAACAACUAUACAAAUUCCUGCGGUAGCCAUUCUCUUUUGGAAUACUGGACUACAAAUGUAAUUGGUACUACAAUAAUUAUUUAUAUUGUCUAUUUGAAACUAUUCGGCUGCAGUUUCAUGCCUAUCUACAUAUUACAAAUAUACAUAGUUACAAAAUAAUUUUAGCUCAAAUAGUGUAAUAAUGUAAUAAAAACAAACAGUAAAGAUAAAUUAUUAGGGAGGUUAGGUACCUAAUUCAAGAUAAUUAUACAUAUAUACAUAUAGAUAGAUAUAGGUAUAUACCUAUCUACAACUUGGCCGUUUUUCACAAAAUAACGCUUAAUCACUUUCAAAGAGUUAAAAGCUGUACUAAUAAAUCCACAAUUACUGGUUUAUCCGAACUAGGGAGGAAGAAAAUUUGAACUUAAUGGCCGACACAAGUGAAUUCCCACAGUAUAAGAGCGGUAGGUACUUUUGCAAAGGGACCCCAUUAAAUAAAUACAUUGCAUAUGCAAGUCGAACCUUAAACAAACCGAAACUAACUAUAAUAUAUAAUUCAAAAAGAAAUAUUAGUAAUCAUAUGGAUUAAUAAAUAUUUCCGAUAAAAUCUUUACAACCAAUGUUUUAAUGAGUUAAUCAGUAAUUAUAAUUUAUAAGUAUCGUCUCAUCAGAAUAUGGUUUAUGGUUUACACGAUAACUCAAAGAAUAAAAAUAGGACGAAGAAGAUUACAGUACAUGUUUUCAACUAAUGUACCUAGUAUCUACACUAUUGAUCUUUAAUCGAUUUAUUUAAACGUAAAAUAAAAACUGUCGGUAGUAGGUACCUAUCUAUUUUUAAAUCUAUGUUAAAAUGGUUAACAAUUCAUAAUUUUUAUGAUAUAGCGGUGGAUUUACUCAUUGUUGAUGAUUUUACGAAUUUUCAUUAACAUUGAAAAAUUGUAUCGUUUCAGUAUUCUCAUAAAGCAAAAAAUAAUUAAACGAAUAAAUUGUUUAAAAUAGGGAUAUUCAAUUAUACAAUAUUAAUUUAAUAAUAGUUUUCAAAAUUUAAAAAACAAAGGGACACAAUUCGCACGAUGGGUGGACCUCUAUUGUAGGUGAGAAGUUGGGAAGGUAAAGGAGAAAUGUAAUGUGUAUCUGUACACAACGAUUAAUCAUAGCGAACGAAAACAAUUAUGAGCAGAGUUCGGUUAUACAUGUUUUGAAAGGCCGUAAUAUUUACGAUUUAAAAAUAAUACGUUUCGUAAAUUUUCCCGUUUUCAUACGAGUUUUUUCCAUUUAUUAUGAAAACGCCUUGGAAAAUUAAAGAAUUACCUCUUUAAAGUACAACUCCACAAAAAUUUCCUUUCAGAAAGUACAGUUGUACUACAGUUGAAAACUGAAGUAAAAUUUCUGGUAUAAAAGUUGUUCACAGAAAAAAUAAUAAAUUAACUUCAUUGUAAAACCAAUACAUGUCUUGCUCCACUCAGAAUCGAACAUUUUGUUACUUAUUUACAUAGAUAUACAGGGUGUCACAUAACAGUGUUAUAUAGACGUUAUAUAACUUUAUCAUUAUUUAUUUUUUCUUGAAUUUUUUUUCAAUCGUGAUUUGGGUCAAUGGGACAUAUAUGUAUAUAUGUAUACUUAAAAUAAGUGUUAGUUAAAUUCAAUUAAUCCCAUUACUUAAAUAUAUGUAAAUAUUCCCCAUAGUGAUAUUGUGAUUUUUUUUUUUUUUAAUGUUUGAAUUAUUUAAUAAAUAAAAACAUUAUAAUAUAUAAACAGAAACUAUACUGCCAGGUUGCAUCAACUAUCUAUAAAAAUAUUUUGUUAACCUAUGAUAUCGUAUUGAUAAAUUAUUGGACAAAUAACAUUAUUGUGCCUGUUAAGUUGUGACUUAGCUGUUACAUAAACCUUUCCAUAUAAAUUUACCAUAGUUGGGGUUUUAUGGUAUACAAUUUGAAUUUACAAUUUACAAUCUAAUGAAAUAAAGAUAAGUAAAGUUGUCCGAAAAAACAUACUUUUAAAAUGAAUUAAACUUUCAUUAAUUAAUAAUAAUGAUGUAUUUAAAUACAGAGGAUAAUAAUUAUUGACGAUUAUUAUUUGAAUAAUAUUAAUGUAUAUACUAUAUAAUAAUGUUUGUAGUAAUAAUAUUAAAUAAUAUUUCACACUAUUAAGUAUCAACGAAUAACAAAAUGUGUAUAAGAAAAAAUUGCAAAUAACUGAAAAAUAUAAUGUGUUAUCAAUUUAAUAAAAAUAUGAACCUGUUUUUAAUAUUUAUUGAACCAAAAUUGGGGCUCCAAAUUCAUCGAACCGAUAAGAGGUUAUUUGUGGGAUCGAUAAAAGAUAAAAGUAGUUUCUGCAACUGUCGGUCAUUUUAUUGAAACGAUUACGGUGUUAUCGAUUCGAUAUCUAAUAGUUCAUUUAUCCGACAUAGAUGUAUUACAAUUCAUAUGUUGUGUACCUAUUUCACAAUUCAUUAUAAUAUAUAUAUAUAUAUAUAUAUAUGUAACGUAAAUAUCAUUUUUCUUAAAAGAUAUAUUAACUACUAAACGGAUUAAUAUUUAGUACAUAGCACUUUAAUCAAAUUAUUAAAAAUGAAAAUAAUCUGUUUAUAAAUAAUUAUUGUACUUUAGGUAUACCAAAAAAAGACCUCCCAGAAAUCAACGGAGGUUCAGAAAUUUAUCAAAGUGACGAUACUAUCUAUUUAAAUUGUACAUCAGCCAAAUCAUAUCCAGCCGCAAAACUUCGGUGGUAUAUCAAUGAUAAAAUAGUAAGUUGAAUUAUUAGUUUUUCCAUUCAAUUAGAUUUAAUUAAUUAAAAUAAAUCAAAAGUAUAUAACAAAACACGCAUACAAAUAUUUGGCUUACAGUGUAAAUAAUUUAAAAUCUUACAAUAAUAGAGCUAAUUAUUCAAAACUUAAUUAACAAGUUAUAUUCAAACUAAAAACAAUGUAAAAAUAAGUUUGUACGACUGGGCACAUUUUAAUUUUGAAUUUGAAAAGCAUCAGAAAGUUUAAAAAUAUUCAUUCGAGGUUUUAUUAUUAUUAUUGUAUCUUCCAGGGUGAGUGUAAAUUUUUUAUGGCUUACAAAUACAGCGUAUAAGUAUUGUAUUUAACAACAUGGCGGAAACCAUAUAAAAUUAAUAAUUUUAAACACGUGUUUUGAAAAGUGUGAUAAAAUACCAAGUACCUAUCAUUUUUUCUCAAUACUUAAACAAUAAUACAAACACACAAUCGACAAUUUAUAUACCUACACUUAAUUCAUAUACUAUUAUACAGGGUGGGCCAAAAGUCAGUUCCUACAUUAUUUCAAUUUUUUCGAACUUCAAAACCAAAUUGUUUAUUUGACGAAGACUGGCGGAUUUUUGGCACAAAUCUACAACUUUCUUUCUGCCUUUCCGGUAGUACGUUUUUACAAUGCUUUAUCCAUCGUCAACUUGAUAAUUUUAAAAUAGAAAAUUUAAAAAAAGAAACAAGUUUUCGUACGUUUUCACAAUAAACACGCGUUUGUUCGUUAUCGAUAUGAUAAUAAUUGUAAAUUAUAAGUAAAAACAAUAACAGCAAGCGAUAACAAACAAUGCUAUCUAGUCAUAUAAUAGCAUCUUAGAUGCUGCUUCCAUGAAAAUCAUGAGUUGUAAAAGGAGGGGUAGCUAAAAGUUAAUAUGUGUUGCUAGAAGGUCACCGCGCCAUGAUAAAUACUAUUACCUGCUGGCUGUAAGGCAUUAUAUUACCCCUCUCUAAUAUGUAAACGGUUGGUCAUGUUUCCCUCUUUAUUUUCAUGUGCAACUACAUGAUCGACGGAAUGUUUAAGUGGCUGCAAACCGAUUUUUCGCAGUCGUAUUUUUACAAAAUUAAAGUGGGCCCGUGUUUUGAAAAAACGGAAACUGACUUUUGGUCCCCAUAAAUUUUAAUAAUUUUGGUAAUUUUUAACAAUACUCAUAUUCAUAAAUAAACAUUAUGAUAUUUGUACCGCAGUUAAUUUAAAAACAAAUGAACUAAAAACAUGAAACAUGUUCUUAAAAAAUUGUGGAAUAACGAAUAGAUAGGUGUAUAGUUGGUGUUUUUAUUAAAAUAGAGUAUUAUUAAAUUAUAAUUCAAUUUAUAUUAUUGGCUCAAGUUAAAGAAAGAAAGAAAUGCAAAGAUUUUGUGUGUACUAAACAUACAGAGUAAGCCCAGCGGUCCAGUAUGUUGUCAUAAUAUUACAUUUAUUGGUUACGAUAUUAUCACACAAAGACGAUACUGUAAUUUAUAUAGAACUCGGCAUGUUAGAGUUUAUUUUAUGAAUAAAAUAUGAAUGCAUUUCGCAGAAAAUUAAAUUAAAAAUCGUUUUAGUAAAUAUUUUUUAUUUCCAAAACAAUAACCAUUUCACGGACUGAUAAAUUUCAAUGUUCAAUAAUAUAAUACAAUGUAAUUUCCAAUAAAAUGAUGCAAAGUUACACUAUUAUAUUGCCAAUAGAUUUUUUUCUUCCCCCCCUCUGCUCUGGAAAAAAUAUGCAAAAACAAUAUUUUAUUUUCAAACAGUAUACAUAAGAAAACACUAUAUUUUCUAUGUGAAUAGAUAUAGGUGUUCGUCGGUACACGAGUAUGUUAACAAAAAACUUUUUUUUUCAAACUUCCGGAUGUUUCAAUGUGAUAAAUUUAAAAUUAAAAUAAAUCGAAAAUCGUCCUGAUACACAAAAUAACAUUGACAAAUGUCCCACGUGACUACGUCAUACCACUCGUACCUAUAAUAAUACCUUAAAUGGGGUAAUUUUAAAUUUUAUAAAAAUAGGAGUAGCAUAAGAGCUAUACGUUUUUCAUAUUACAGAACGGUAAUUGUAUAUUUCAGGUGAUUUCAAAUAACGACCGCACUGAAAAAUUACCAAACGGUUUGUACGUCAGCAUAUCAAAGUUAAAUUUGCCAGCAUCUCCGGAUCGCUUUCACAAUGGCAUGAUGAAAGUUACAUGCCGAGCCGUCAUCAGUAUAGGGCGUCCAAAAGCAUUACCACCGCCAUGGGAAUAUAAACGCGAUGCAAUACUCUUGGGUAAGUGCAAAGUACCAUUAUCUGAUUCUAUUUAAAUAUUGAACGCCUUGUGUAUACUUACGAGUAUACAGUUUCAACUCGUUAGUGGUGAUCUGCAGCUACAUAUUUUACUAGUUUAACCAAUAUCAACCGAUUUUUAAAACCAUUUCGAUUGUUUCCGUUUAUACAUGUUUUUAUCUAAUUUUGAGUUUUAUUGUCAUAAAUAUAUAUAUAUACAUAUUUAAUAAUGUAAGUACAUUCGAAUAAUCUAACUGUCAGUGGCGUGUAGAAAAUCGCUUUGUUGUGACCCAGCAAUUUUCUAUACUUAUCACUACAACAGUAAUACCCUUUAAAUAACAUUUUAAAAUAUUUUUGGUGGUUUAAACUUUUGUUUAGGUAUGGUCUUUUAUUUUCACCAAUUUAUUGUUUUUUCUAAAUGUGAAUAUAGCUGAUCAUUAUAAUGGUGCAUUGUCUCAAUAAACAAAUUUUCCCGGAGUAGUUGUAAGUAUUCAGUUUCCAAUCAAUUGCGUGUAUACGAUUAUAUAAUCGUCUAUACGAAAUAGAUAAUGUCACAUUGAUAUGAAAUUUAAUAAUAAUAAAAUUUAAUUUAAUUUAAAAAAUAACUGAUAUUGGGAACGAGUGCGGCCACUGUUGUCGGUGUGGGUAGUUGAGAAAUUAGGAUACACCAUUGCUAACGAAAAACGAUUCGGAACAAAGUUCGCUUAUACAUUCUUUGAAAGGCCACAAUAUUUACGAUUUUCGUCAAAAUUUAAUUUUAAUACUCUUAUAAAAAAAAAAAUACUAUACAUUAUAUUCAAUUUGUUUUUACCACUAAGUACGACUUAUAAUGAAACUCCUGUCAAUUUUUUUAAACAUUUAUGUUUAGCCCAAUAAUUAUAUCCACAGAUUACAUAUCAAAUAAAAAUUACGUAAAAAACUAGAAAAAUUAAAAUUUCUAUAAAUAUAGCUUAGAAAUGGCUGUUUUGAAAAUUUGAUCGUGUUUAGAAAUGUCAAAUAUAAGUUUUUUAUCAAAAUUUAAAUUUUCUCUAUGAAUAUUUUUAACUGAAUAACAAAAAAACAAAAAAACAAAUUUGAAAAUAAUAGAAGAUUUUUUUUCAUAAAUUAUCCAAUUUAUUCUAAGUAUUUUGUGCUUUGCUCAAUUAUUACAAAAACUACUAAAAAAUAAAAAAACAAAUUAAUUACUCACGAACUAGUUGAAAAAAAGGCCUCUUGUCAUUUUUUUAUCGGAGCAAUAUUUAUAGUAGAAAACAUGAGCCGUAAAAAUGUUAAAUAAUUAAAUGUUGUAGUAUAUAUAAAUCGUAUUUUUUCGAUUUUUCCAAUUAUUAUUAAAAAAACUACUUUAGAUAUAAAAAAAAUAUUUCUGGUAAAAAACACCGUGAAUAAAAAUGUAAAACUAUAACAGUAACGCCACGACGGUUGGCCGUAAAUGUUUGUUGUUUUACCUAUAAUUUUCUUUUAGGUUUUGGAAAAAGUUUCUAUUAUUAUGAAAACCUCUUGGAAAAUCAAAAAAUGACCGCCCUAACGCGCCACUCAAUAACAUUUUCUUCCAGAAAAGGUGUUACACUUGAUGCAUUGGAGCAAGAUUUCUGGUAAAAAAGUUUCUCAUAGGAAAAAAAACAAGCACACAAUUUUAGUAAAACCAGUGGGUCUCUCAUUACGCUCCAAAUUUAAAAGUUUAAAGCAAUGCCUUAAUUUUUAAAAACACGAUAAAUCAAUUUAUAUCCUCAGGAUAUUUCAUUAAUUUCAAAAAGGACAAAUAUAAAUUUAAUAAUCACCAAGUAUUAAUAAAGGACAGCAUCGACAAAGAUUGAUGGAAGAAUGUAGUUGAGGUAAUGAAAGUCCUUCGAGGACCGUAAAAGCUGCGGAAGAAGUACGUUUUGUGAAUUAUUUUAUUUUUAUUAUCGUAUAAACCUACGCCUACUCGAUAAUGCAUUUUAUUGCAUCUUAUAAUACAAUUCAAAACAUUGUCUAACAAAAUCUGAAAAACUAGUUUUCGUUAAAAUCAUAAUAGUUUAUAAUAAAUAUAAUAUAUAAUAUAUAUUAUAAUUAUAUAUUAUAUAUAUAAUUAUAAUAGUAUAAUAGUAUUAUACGAGUAAUAUAAACUAUAUUAUAAUACUUUUGCGUACAGAACAAAAUGUUCAAGCCUUCAAAAUUUAAAAAAUAUGGGUUGAAAUCUUUCUAAAUAAACAGUAAAUCUUACAUAGAUGAAAUUUUCGCAAUAUUUUUGGUUUUAUGUAGUUACAACUUCUUCAAAUAAAAAGGACGGACAAACUUCGAAUGUGGGUACAGCCAAUGUUGUAGGUGAAAGGUGGGAUAAAGAAGGGAAUUUAAUGAAUAUCUGUAAGCAACGAAAAACCAUUGCCAACGAAGAAAGCGGAGUUCAGUUGAUAGUGUUGCUUUGUCAACAAUAUAUAUGUCAUAUUAUGGUAAAAUAAUUACAACAAUGUGCGUUUCCAUGACAACAAUAUUUGUUUAAAAUGAUUUUAAAAUAAUGCAAACUUAAUAACAACAGAAAAUAAAUAAAAACAGUUACCAAUGACAACCUUAUUUUUAAUCUUUAAAUCUUUUUUAACGUAUAGAACCAGAUUUCCUUCAUUAUUUCGAAUAUUAAAGAGAAUUUCAAAAAAUUACCGUUUUAAUCCAGAGAACAUUUUCUUUCAGAAAAAUUGCUAUACUUGAUAACCAAAUUUAGCUUUAUCGUAGAAAAAGUGUUUACAUAAAAAAAAAAAAAAAUCAUAAUAAACCAAUACAUUCUUCGCUAAACUGAGAAUCUAAAAUUAAACUAAAAGACACAAACACUUUUGUUAGAAUAAUAGAAAAACAUAACCAAGAUUGUUUUUUAUCUAUGUUGUGGUUUGAUGACUAAGAUUUUAUAACACAAGCACACAACCAUAUUUUAAAGCAAGAAAACUGUUUGUUAAUAUAAAAAUUUAAAAAAAACUUUUUUUUAAAACAAUAAAUAAAAGAACAAUAUAAGCAAUGAGCACAACAAUAAUAAUAGUUAAAAAGGAAUUCAAAGGUGGAUUUUCACGAUAUGAAAAUAUAAGUUAUUUUAACCGGUUUUUCUUUGUAUUAUGUCUUGUACAAUAAUUUAAUUUCAAUAACAUUUUCCUCUCAUAUUUCUAUAUUAAAAAUAUAUGCUAUAAUAAUAAUUACAAAAUAGACAUUGUCUAAACAAAUAUUUUAGUUGUUUUUUUGGGAGUGAAGGAGUAUUUAAAUUUAUUUAAAAUCGGUUGAAUAGGUAUAUGAAUAAUUCAUCGUUUUAAGAUAAUAAAUAAUUAUGCCGUAGCACAAUUUAAAACAAUAAUUUAAUGAACCGUAACAAUAAUGAUACAUACAUAAUAUAGUGUCUCGCUGCAAUGGUUUUCCCCGUUAAAACUUUGUGACUUUUUUUUUUAAGCAUCUGAUUUGUACAAAUUAUUACUUUAUUAAGAGAUAAAUUUAAAUUCUAAAUUUUACAUAAAUAUAACGUUUUUUUUUUUUUCUGCCUUUAAUUAUUUACCUAUUAAAAUAGUACCAACUUUCCAAUGGCAUCCUAUAAUAAAUUUAAUUAGAAUUCUAGAAAAAAGAAAACGCUUUAGCACACAUAAAUUAAAUAUUGAUAAUAUUUUAUUUAUAAUAAUUAUUUCUUGACGUUCGGAUAAGAGAAUGUGUGUACAUUUGCCCCCCCCCCCAACUUUAUCAAAUCUUCUCUAAACUUCCACCAUUAUAUUGAAAACAAUUUGAAAAAAUUUGAAAACCUGUCUUCAAAAUUUAAAUACUCUUAGUUUCACCACAAGAAGCUUUUUAACUAAAGGGGGCAAAAAUGCAUGCAGCCCCCUAUGUUGUCCGAUCAACUUUAAACCUUCGCUGAUAAUUUGAAAACUUUUAUUUUAGCUAUAAAAAUGGUUAAGUCUAAGUGUCAAAUUCACGCAUCAAUCUAUAUUAUUGUAUGUAUUUUUCUUUCCCUUUUUUUCUCUCUCAUUUUUUUUUUUUUUUUUUUUUGUUCCUGAUGUUAUCAUUGUUUACUGUGUUCAAAGGGCUAUUGUCCCGUAAAAUGUUAAUAAUAAAAAAAAAUUAAAUUAAAAAUUGUUUUACUUCUGGAGGCCAAAUUCACACAUCACUCCAGCGUCUAUGAUAUUGUCCUCUCAUAUAAUAGGGGGUUCGGAAAAAAAGUAAGUGAAAAAAAAGCAAUGGAAAAAAAAACCUAUGAAAACUAUUUUAAGCUGAUUUUUAUAUUUUUUGUACUUAAAAUACAAUAGUAGUCAUUUUUUAUACUUUCGAUUAUGGACUGCAGAUUUCGACAUCUUGAUUCGAUUAUUAUUUUUAUGAAAACGUUUAAUAUAUUAUAAUUGAAUAUAUAAUAUGGCCAAUGGUAUUGAAAUAUAGAGUAGGUACCUAUUAUAUGGCAUUAUAAAAUAUUAUGUAAAACUAAUCAAUAAUAUUACUUUUUAUAUUAUAAUAUUUAAAAUAAAUAUAUUGCCGUUUACCACUUGCUUUUUUUCCAUAUACUUUUUUUUCCGAACUCCCCCCCUAUUAUAUGGGGGAAAAUUUUAUAGACAUUGUAGUGAUGCAUUAAUUUGGUCUCUAGAAGUGAAACAUUUUUUUUUUAUUAUUUUUUUUUUGUUAUUAACAUUUUACGGGACAUGACUCUUUAAAUACCGUAAACAAUGAUAACAUCAAAAACAAUAAAAAAAAAAGAUGCCAUAGGAUAAUGGAAUCGGGUGCGACAACUGUUAUAGGUAAUUUAGUGUAUCUGUAAGCAACAAUAAACCAUUGCUAACGAAAAAACGAUUCUGAGCGCAGUUCAGUUGAUAAUGAUGCUUUGUCAACAAUAUAUGUAUAUCAUAUUAUGGAAAAUAAUUAAAUUAUUAAAUAUUAUACAUUUUCUUUAAUAAUAUUUGUUUAAUAUUGUGCCGAUUUUCCCGUUUUUGCUGGGAAAACUUUUGAGAUAAUCGAAAAUGACCUCUCUAAAAUACCUCUAGUGCUAUCAUUGUCAAUUGAAGUAAAAUAACUGGUAAAAAUGUUGUCUACAGUAAAAAAAAUCGUAAUAUUUUACUAAUGUAUUUUGUACAUUUUUUCGUUUUUCACAAUUUUUUCUUUUUAUUGGGAAAACUCCUGGAAAAAUCAAAAAAUGAUCUCCUCAAGUUACUAUGGAGAUUAAAUUACCUUUUAGAAAAUAAGCUACUUUUGAUACAUCGAAGCAAGAUUUUUGGUAGAAAAGUUUACACAAAAAAUUCGAGAGGUAUUUGCUAUUAAAAUAGUCCGAACGAGCGAUGGCUUGGGUUUCUAGGUACACCGAAAAUGCAUUUCUUUUUUCCUUGUUUAGGUAAAAAAGAAAAAAAAAUGCAAACAAAUUUUUUUCGAAACAUGGGUUUGAAUUCGCGAACUCUAAAAUGAAUAUAUGUAUGUGUAACCAUUCAGCUACGACAAAAAUACUUUAGAGAAGACAAUAUUUAGUUAUUUAACAUAGGAUCAAAUAUCCGCAUACUAUCAGAACUUCAAAAAGCUAUAAUUUCGAAACUUAAUCAAUCCGCUUAAUACUGACCAUCGUUCUUCAAUCGGCAAUAUACAUACAUUCAAAAAAUCUGAUUUGUUUCACAUAAUUUUUUACUCUACGAUUUUCGUCAAAACUUGAUAUUAAAAUUCCUUUAUUUAUAAAAAAAAAAAUUACUACAUUAAACACAAAUUUUCUCAUUUCGACCAAUAAGUAAGACUCUUAAUGAACCUCCUGUUAAAUUUUCAAGCAUUUCUAUUAAGUCUAAUCGUUUUAUCACAGAGUACCUAUCAAAUAAAAAUUACAUAAAAUUAAAAUGUCUAUAAAUAACUCAAAAAUGACUUAAAUUUGUUUAAAAUUUUACCACUUUUAGAAAAUGGAAAUAUAAGUUGACUGUCAGAAUUUCAAAUCUCUUCAAAUAUUUUUAUUUGAAUUACAACAAAUAACAAAAUUGAAAAAUUAAGCAUUAUUUUCGUGAAUUUCCCGUUUUUCUUAUGUUUUAUCCUGGUUUUUCCCAGAUAUUAAGAAAACCGCUUGGAAAAUCAAAAAAUGACCUCCCAAAAGUACCAUCUAGACAACAUUCCUUUCAGAAAUAGUGCCACGCGUCUAUAUCUGAGCAAGAUUUGAGAAGGUUUAAAAAAAAAUAAUAAUAAUAAUAAUAAACAUCUUAGUUAAUCCAAUACAUUCUUUGCUACACUCAGAAUCUAAAAAUGAGAGAGAAAAAAAUGGGAAAGAAAAAUACAUAGCGAUAUUAUAGAUUGAUGCGUGAAUUUAGCACCCAGACCUAACCAUUUGUAUAGCUAAAAUAAAAGUUUUCAAAUUUUUUCAAAUUAUUAGUGAUGGUUUGAAGUUAAUUGGACAACAUAUGGGGCUGUAUGAAUUUGGCCCCUUUCUCAAAAAUGCUUUUUGCGGUGAAACUAAGAGUUUUCAAAUUUUUUCAAAAUAAUGAUGGAGGUUUGGAGAAAAUUGGACAAAGGGGAAGGCCAACUUCACACACGUGAUAAACAAUGUAGAGUAUCCAGGCCAUCUAGGUAAUAUACAAAAAUAUAAGGCAUACAAAAGUCGACUUAAUAAUUAUUUUAAGCAACCUAAACGACCCAUAACUAUCUCCUAGUUUUGUGCUCAGCCACUUAAUGUGAUUACAUUGUGGGUCAAUAAAUAAUCAGUAAUGAAACAUUAAUUGGGAUUUUUUUUAAACUAAAGUAAAAUAAAAACUAUUAAAUAGGUUAGCAUUUCAAUUAAUUAUACAAUUACCAAUCCGAAUGAGUUAAAAAUACUUCCAUGAUCUGUUAUCAAACUAAACAUAGAUGUUUGGAGGUAUUCGAUGACUAUACUAUUUAAAAUAUAAAUAAUACAUGUAAUUAUAAUUGUCAACACAUUUUAAACUAUUAAACUAUUAAAUAUUAACAAAGAAAUUUGUACACAAUUAAAAAUAAAUUAAAGUAUAUUUUUAGAUUUUGAGCGUAGCGAGGGUUCUAUUGGUUUUACUAUGAUGUGUGACUACCAGAAAUCUUAUACAAAGUGAAGCACCUUUUCUGAAAGGAAAUUGUAUUUAGUUGAUGCUUUAAUAAAGUAAUUGUUUUAAUUUUCCAAGGGGUUUUCAUAAUAAUUAAGAAUCGGAAAAAAAAUUAUUGGAAAAACAGCAAAUAUUUACGGCACGCCACAAAGUAAAUGAUUUCAUUGUUUUUAAUUUGUACACGCUAUGCUUUCUAUACCAUAAAUAUUCCUUCAAUAAAAAAACGACAAAAUACCUUUAUUUUUACAUUUUAAAUCUAAUUUGAUUUUUCCUUUACUUUUUGUAAUAAUUAAGCAAAACUGAUAAAAAAAAAAUAAAAAAUAAGGAAAUUUACGAAAAUAAAUAAGGAUUUUAUCAUUUACAAAUUUUUUUUUUUUUAUUAAUUCAGUUAAAAAUAUUCACAGAGACUUUAAAUUUGUAUAGAAAACUUAUAUUAAAUUUUUCUAAACGUGAUCCAAUUUUCAAAACAUUUGAACAAUUUCUGAGCUAUAUUUAUAGAAAUUUAAUUUUGCUAGUUUUUUACGUAAUUUUUAUUUGGUAGUUACCUACUCUGUAGAUAAAAUCGUUAUACUAAACAGAAACGGUUACAAAUUCAACAGAAGGUUCAUUAUACGUAUUUCUUUUUUAAUAAGAAUUUUAAUAUCAAAUUUUGACAAAAAUCGUAAAUAUUACGACCUUUCAAAACAUUUAUAAUUGAACUUCGCUUCGAAUUGUUUUUCGUUAGCAAUGGUUUAUCACUGUUUACAGUUCCUUAUUAAAUAAGUUUAUGUAUCCUACCAUCCCAACUUCCCACCUACAACAGUGGCACCCGUCUCCAUCAACUCUUAUUAUAUUAGUAGCAGCUCUUUUUUUUUUCUUUAUGAAUAAGAUAUACUCGUGUGCUUAAUAAAUUAAUAAAAAUAUCUAGACGAUUGUCUGAUUACAUUUGUUAUACCAGUCUAACUUAAAUUUAUAUAAGUAUUAUUCUCUGCAUGCUAGAUUAAAUUGACGUUUAUUGAUUAUAAAAUAAAAUAAAAUACUCUUAACAGUUGUAUUUAACAACUCAGACAAUAUAAUUCAGUUAUUAUUAAACUAAUAUCAAUAAUAUUCUGAAAAUACUAUUUUAGCACGAUAGUUAUUUUGUAGUCUAUUUCAUAUGAUUACUAUUAAGUAGGUAUAAUAAUACUAUAAUUAAUUAAUAUUAUUGAUUUUAUUUUAAACACAUAAAUCACGGACAAAAAUCAGAAUCUCGGCGUGAUUAUAAAGAGGUUUUUUUUCCGUACUUUAUUUAUGAGACCAAUCAACGUAAAUUCAUUUUAUUUUCAUUUUUAUAUUUUGAUAAAUCCUUUAAAAAAUAUGUUUCUUGUUAUGCCCAGGAUCUAUAACUAAAAGAAAAAUGAACACAUCAAGUUUACAUUGUUGAUUUUGUAACAAUGAGAACAAAAAUUAAAAAUGAAAUUAAAAAAAAAAGUACAAUAGAAACCUUUAUUUCAUCAUUGUAAACAAAUUUGGCAUCUAAAAAUACAUUUUUUUGUUGUAUUCGAAAUACUAUACUGAGUGAAUUUUUAUGGAAGAUGAAGAAAUUCAUCAUCCACGCAAAAAAGUCAAACUUAAAUAAAACGGUUGUGUCCUAAAUUUCAGUUGCUAUUUUCUCCGGUUUUAUAACUACUUCAUAACAAAACCAUUUUAAAUCACAAUCUAUUUUCAAUCUCAACCCUACCAAUAAAUCAAAAAGACUAAAAAUAAAUUGUUUAAGAUCUAAAUUUAUCUAGCUAAUAAAAAAAUAAAAAAUAUGGAGUUAGGUUUAUAAUAAUUUUCAUCUUCUCUAUUUUACUAAUUUCACCAAUUAAAGUUUGCAAACUUUGUAACAACAAACGGUUUUCUUUAUGAUAUACUUACAAUAAUAGAUUUAUUACUACAUUUUGUCUAUACAUGUAAUCAAGGUAAUCAAAAAUGACAAUGCCUAAUAUAAAACUAAAUAAUUCAAUUUACUGUCUGAAAUGAUGAUUUUUGAUUGAAUGUUACAAACGACACAAUUUGAAAGAUAGUAAUCAGUUAUGACAAGAAGAAGCCCAGAAGAAAUAGUUUUUAUAUAUAUAUUAGAAAGAGAAUCGAAUUUGGUAUUUCAUAUUACCUCUUAGAUUUAUUUGAUAACUUAAAAUAUACAUAGAAAGUGUCUUUCUGAAUAUUAUUUUUAUCGCAGAAAACUCAGAUCAAUCAAAUAACAAAAUUAUAUAAAAAAAGCAAUAUAAAAAUACGGACAUACUUCGCACGUAGGUAGGCCACUGUUGUGGAUAAGAAAUUGGGAAGGUAGAGGGGAAAAUUAAUGUACAUCUGUACGCAAAGAUUAAUCUUUGCAAACAAAAAACGAUUCGAUUACACAUAUUUUGAAAAGCCUUUACGAUUUUCGUCAAAAUUUGAUUUUAACUCUUAGAAAAAACAAGUAAUACAAUACACUCAAUUUGUUUUUACCACCAAGUAUAACUUAUAAUGAACCUCCUACGUCAAGCUUUCAAUCAUUUAUAUAAGUCUACCAUUUUUUUUUUUUUUUUUGUUUUAUUGUUUUUAAUUAUUUAUUAUAUUCAUUUUUCAUUAUCCAAAGUAGUUUUCAUAAUAAUUGGGAAAAAUCGAAAACGAUGAAAAUAAGAUUUUUUCAAAUUUCAACAUAACGAUUUCGUUAUUUUAAAUUGUUAGGGUUUAUGUUUUCUACCAUAAAUAUUGCUCAAAUAGAAAAACGACAAGAGACGAUUUUUGUUGAAUUUUUAAUCUACUUCGUUAGUAAGUUAUUAGUUCAUUUAUUUUCUUUGUAGUUUUUGUAAUGAUUGAAAAAACCCGAAAAAUGACGAAAAUAACGCUUUUAUUGUUUUUAAUUUUGUGUUUUUAUUGUAAACUCGGUUGAAAAUGAUUUUAGAGACUUGUAAUUAAUACAAAAUACUUAUAUUAGUCUUUGUUAGACGUGGUCAAUUUUUUAAAACAUGGUGACGAUUUUUAUGCUAUUUAUAGUACAUAACAUUUUUGCCAUUUUAUAUGCAUUAUUUGUGUAUUAUAUUUAGGGUUCGAAACUUAUUCUACUUAAAACUUAAAAAAAAAACACUGAAAAACAUCAAAUUAGCCUUGAAAAAUAGCACUUCAAUCAAAUUUGAUUAGACCAAAUGUUAGAAGGGUUCAAAUAUUCUCCCUUUAACUACUUUAACUUAUUAAAUACAAUUCUCUAACGCUAGACAAAAUAUUAACCCAAAGUUUUUUUUUUUUUUAUAAUCUGUAUUUAAGCAAAAUAAUUUUCUGAUAAUAAUUUUUAUCGUGUUAGAAAAUUAUAUUUAACAAUUUAGAAUAGUUAGACAGGAGAUAUUUAAACCCUUUUACCAUUUGUUAUAAUAAUAUUUGCCGGAAUUUCUUUUUUUCGAUGCUUUCUUGACGUUUUUAAGUGCUUUCUUAUGAAUUUUAAGUGCAAUAAGUCUCGAACACUAAUUAUGUACCUCAGUACCUGUAAUUAAAACUACAUAGAAAUACUUGAAAAUAGCACACAACAUUCGUUGUAAGUUUAACUUAGUGGUGAUAAAAGUAAAUUGGAGCGUUAUGUUUUAUUUUUACUUUUAUAAGCGUUUAAAGAUCAAAGUUUGACGAAAAUUGUAGAAAUUACAGCAUUUGUUUUCUUUUUAUAUGAUAUUAAUAUGAAAACUAUUUGGCUGAACAAAAUUGCUUGCAACUUGAAUACAAAGUUCAUUAUAAGUUUUAUUUAAUGGUCUGAAAAACAAAUUUGAGCUUAAUGCUUUUGUUUUUAUUUUUUUUUUCAUAGGCGUUUUAAAAUCAAAUAUUGACGAAAAUUAUAAAAAUUACGAUAUUUCAAAAGAUACCUUAUCAAACUUCGCUCCGAAUUGUUCAUUAGUAAUGUUUUAUUAUGUGAUACAAAUAUAAAUAAAAUAACUUUAUAUAUCCUAUUGGUAAGGCUUUCAAUGAAUAUCUUGUUAAAUGUUUAAGCAUUUUUAAUUUGAUCAACAUAGUAGGUACACAAACUAAAAAAAGACUACGUAAAAAACUAGAAAAUGUCAAAUGCUUAUGAAAUAUUUUCAUCAUGACUAGAAAAAGCAAAUACAAUAAGUUUUUCGUCAAAACUUCAAGUCUCUGCGAUUUUUCCAACUGAAUUAAAAUUAAAAAAAACGAAGUAUAAAAUAAUGAAUUCAUUAUUUUCAUAAACUUUCCCAUACUCUAAACGUUUUUUUUUCCGAAUUUUCUUAAUUAUUGUAAAAACCCCUUGAAAAAUCAAAAAUUAACCCUUUUUUUAUGCACCAGCCAGAUCCAAAAUGUAACAAAAAGGUCUCUUGUCAUUUUUCGAUUGGAGCAAAUUUUGUGUUCGAAAAGUUGUUUACAGACAGAAAAAAUACAUCAUAGUAAAACUAAUGAAUCCUUUUCUCCGCUCCGAAUUUAAAAAGACACUAAUAUUAGUUAUUAACACAUUAAAUUAUAAUUAAUUUGAAAAGUUAUAUAAUUUCGGUUUAAAAAUAAACAAACCAUUUAUUUGAAUAGGUAAUGAUUAAAUUUUACACUCAAGUUUAAAACAAGCUGUGUGAAGUAUAAAGUUAUUAUUGAUAUAAUCACUUUCAAAGACAGGUAAUUAAUUUCAGAUGUCGAAUAUUACAUUAAAUAGAUAAUAAGAUAAAUUACAAUACCUUCAAACUAAAAAAAAAAAUAAAUAUAUUUAUUUAAAACCAUAUUAAUUAAAGUAGACAAUAUUAUUGGUGUACAUUACAUAUUAAAUUAAAUGUCGACAAACCUUAAUGAAUUUAAUGUCAAAAAUUUCGCCAAAAAGUAAGUUAUAAAAUAAUGUGGACUUAUCUAAUCUUCAUUAUUAUUUACGAAAACAUUUUUUCACUGGUUUUCUCAAUGAUAAAAUGUAUUAAUUAAGUAAAAAUCAACAUUGUAUUCAAUAAAUUAAAAUUUAAAAAAAAAACCUAACUAAAAUUUACAACCCAUGAAAUUUGCGUAAAAGAUAAACAAAUAUUUUUUUGAAAAACGAAAGCCUCAGGAAAAAAUAUAACUAAACAAGUAAAUAUUCAAAAAUUUAAGUAUGUUAAAAAAAAAACACGGAAAAACCCAUUAAUUACUAUAUGUAUUAAUUACCACACAUAACGUAGUUAUUAACAUUCAUUAAAAAUGGUAUAGAUUGCUAACUGACUGGUUUUUCGUCGGUAUACUGUAAAACUCCCUACAAUAGAAGACGAUAUGAUCAUUAUUACAAAACUGAGUUCAAUUUGAGUUCGAAAAGCUACUCACAGACAUAAUAAAUGAAAUAAUAAUAAUAAUAAUAAUAAUAAACCAAUAGAUCACUUUCUCAUCUUUGAAUCUAAAAACAAAAUCGAAAAUAAUAAAACCAUUAUUUUGUAUAUUUUACCAUUUUCCUUAACUGUUAAGAAAACUUAAUUUAUUCACUUAGUUCACCAACUAAAUAUAAUAAUUUUCUUUCAGCAAAGAUGUCACACUUAAAAAUCAGAACAAUAAUUCUGGCGGAAAAGUUGUUAAUAAACAAACAAUACAAAAACACUUCAUACUAAAGCAAACAUAUGCAUCAUUGCACUCAGAAUUGUUUUUUGCUAUUUUUUCCUCUAUAUUUGUUCAACUCUUUUCAACUACCACCUGUGUUCAAACUUCGUUUAACAAUUACUUACCUAAACAAAACUGCCGGAUGAAGUUUUUUGAACGUUUUAAGCAUAUUUGUGCAUAAAUAGAAAAUAAUUCCUGAGAAAAAAAAAUCACACGUCAAUUUAUAAUAACUAUAAUAGCCUAAUGGUACUCCUCAGAAUUUAAAAUAUGUUUUAAUCAGUUAAAAAUUGUAAACAAACUCGUAUGGUGCCUAAAUUCUUAACAAAUAAAUUUUAGAUUUUGAACCGAGCAAGGAAUGUAGGUGGGUAUGUUAGUUUUACAUGGUGUAUUUUUUUUCCUAUACCUUACACUUUUCGAAACAGUAAAAAAACCUCAUAAAAUUCAUCCAACAGUUUUAUUGAUAAAUAAUAAUUUAUUAACACGAUUGUUGCUAUAUCAAUGCUAUAAAAAUAGUAAAACACUGAAGAAAAAGAAAAUAAAUACAACCAAAUGUUCAAAUUUUAAUUCUGAGCUGGAUUGUUUUUCGUAUUCAAUUUAUUGUGAUUUUUGUUUUUUAAAUAGUAAUGAAGUAUUGAAUUGUUUUCUUGUAAGUUCAAAAAAAAAAAAAACCAUUUUUAAUUAUAAUUAUUAUUUAGUUAAUCACUUAAUGUUUUAUCUAUUUGAUUUCAGUACGCGGAUCAGCAGUAGCCAUGUGUAUAACGUUCAAUAUAAAAGUAACUUUAAUAGUAUUAACGUUCACCGUAUUUUUAAUUAAUACAUCGUGAAAAUUGUACAAAAUAUUGUUAUCCAAUUAUAUUGGCUGCUUUGCUUAAACUAUGUAAAAUUAUAUUGUUAUCUUGUUAUCUUAUUAAAUUUUGUUUUUAAUAAACAUUUUAUCUGCGUUUCAACUAUGUACCUAACUAUACAUUUUUCAGUUUUUUACAUGUACAUAAACCUAAUUUCUUUUUAUGUUUAUACUAGCUUAGAUAACUGUAUUGUUUUGUACAAUAUUGUAACACUUUAAUUAUUAAUAUAAUUAUAAAAAGUAUAUACUAUAUAUCUGAUUAGUA
Messenger RNA from Cinara cedri, 67662 nucleotides. Lineage: Eukaryota; Metazoa; Arthropoda; Insecta; Hemiptera; Aphididae. The record is from the annotation of a GenBank genome assembly.